AAGUAGUUCGCGUUGAGGCACCGAGUUUCCGUUUCUGGGUCCCGGGUGCAGUGAGUGAGGUCGGUUUAGCGGCGGCCUCCUCCUGUGGGCGGCAGGUGCCAUGGCGGAGUUGGUGCAGGGACAGAACGCGGUUCCCGUGGGGAUCAAGCCGGAGGGAUUCGCCGACGCGCUGCACCGGGUCCGGCAGGUGAGGCCGGCGGGGUCGGGCAGGGCAGGUGGGGGAGGGAGGGAGGGUAGGCCGCAGCCCGGGUUAGAGGGUGAGGGUGUGGGAUUGGGCUCGGGGAGCCGGCCCGGCGGCUCUGGGGACGCGGUGAGGCGGCCGGACACGCUCUGCUCGGCCGCAGUGAGGGCCCGAUGGCUUCUCCUGUAACCAGGCCUGACUGCGCCGGGCCCUCCCAGCAACCUCCAGCCGGGACUGACACUCCUAGCGGGCUCCUACACCGGCACACGGCCACAGAUAAUGGCUGGGCUUCAACACCAGCGGCCGGAUAUCUCUAAUAUACACUUAAUCCGACUAUGGCGCCCACAAUCCGACUAUGGCUCCCAUUAUAACCCCAAUAUCAAUUUAAUAAACCAAGCGUGACACUAUAGCGCCCACAAUCCAACUAUAGCGCCCAUUAUACCCCCAAUAUCAAACUAACAGCAAGUUAUCACUAAUAUCCACUUAAUAAACCGAGUGUGACAUUAUAGCGCCCACAAUCCAACUAUGGUGCCCACAAUCCGCCUAUGGCGCCCACUUUAACCCCAAUAUCAACUUAACGAACAGAGUGUGACACUACAGCGCCCACAAUCAAACUAUAGCGCCCACAAUCCAACUAUAGCGCCCAUUAUAACCCCAAUAUCAACUUAAACCAAGUGUGACACUAUGGCGCCCACAAUCAAACUAUGGCAACCACAAUCCGACUAUGGCGCCCAUUAUAACCCCAAUAUCAAACAGCAAGUUAUGACUAAUAUCCACUUAAUAAACCGAGUGUGACACUAUAGCGCCCAUUAUAACCUCAAUAUCAACGUAAUAAACAGUGUGACAUUAUAGAGCCCACAAUCCAACUAUAGCGCCCAUUAUAACCCCAAUAUCAACUUAAUAAACCGAGUGUGACACUACAGCGCCCACAAUCCAACUAUAGCGCCCAAUAUCAACUUAAUAAACGGAGUGUGACACUAUAGCGCCCACAAUCUAACUAUAGCGACUAUUAUAACCCCAAUAUCAACUUAAUAAACAGAGUGUGACACUAUAGCGCCCACAGUCUAACUAUAGCAGCCAUUAUAACACUAAUAUCAAUGUAAUAAUCUGAGUGUGAAGCUAUAGCACCCAGAAUCCAGCUAUAACACGUAUUCUAGAAAAAUACAGGCAAGGACCAGCGCUUAUUUUUUAGGAAUCCUAAUCUACAAACAUAUGUGGAUAAUAUUAUAACUAGCUGCUAUACAUUCAAGUGAUUUCUUACAAUGUCGCAAGUACAAUAUACAAACGAAAAAAAGGAAUGUAGCGCUUAUAUAAAUGAAUUAAUCACGUUUUAAUUCAAUUAAAGGAGAAUAUUUGGUUGUCUGUCAAAUCUCUAGGCAUCUACUAGAGACAAUUAGACAUAGCAUAGAUCAUAUAUGAAUAAAAUGUGUAUACACUCACAAACGGAGACCUAUAGAACAUUCUAAUUGAAUUAAAAGGUGAUUGAUUCAUUUAUAUAAGCGCUGCAUUCCUUUUUUUCGUUUGUAUAACACGUAUUAUAACCCCAAUAUCAAACUAACAGAAAGUUAUCACUAAUAUCCACUUAAUAAAUAGUGUGAAACUAUAGCGCCCAGAAUCCAACUAUAGCACCUAUUAUAAUCCCAAUAUUAGACUAACAGCAUGUUAUCACUUAAUAAACCGAAUGUGACACUAUAGCACCCAGAAUCCAGCUAUAGCUCGUAGUAGAACUCCAAUAUCAAACUAACAGCAAGUUAUCACUAAUAUCCACUUAAUAAACCGAAUGUGAAACUAUAGCACCCAGGAUCCCACUAUAACAUAUGUUAUUAUUAUAACACUAACAGCAAGCAAUCACUAAUAUCAACUUAAUAAACAGUGUGAAACUAUAACACCCAGAAUUCAACUAUAGCACCUAGUAUAACCCCAACAUCAAUCUAACAGCAAGUUAUCACUAAUAUCCACUUAAAAAAACAGUAUGUGACACUGUAGCCUCUAGAAUCCAACUAUAGCACCCAGGGUCACAAUAUAACACCUGCAUUAAAUUAUAACUCCAAUAUCAAACACGAUUAGCAAGUUCUCACUAUUUGCUUAAUAAACGAAGUGUGAAACCAAAACACCCAGAAUCCAGCUAUAGUACCCAGUAUCAUAACCCCAAUAUCAAACUAACAGCUAGUUAUCACUAAUCUGUUUAAUAAACAAAGUAUGACACUAUAGCACCUAGGAUCAACUAUAACACAUGCAUUAAAUUAGAACUCCAAUAUCUAACAGGAAUAACAAGCUAUCACCAAUAUCAGCAUUAAACCCAGUAUCAAAUUAUAACACAAGUUUUAUAAUUAUAUUCCCAAUAUCCAACAAACUGGAAAAUGUUACUAAUUUCAAAUUAAUAAAGUAUCAAACUAUAACGCAUGUAUUAAACUAUGACACCAAAAUCAAACUGCAAGCUAUCACUAAUCCCAGUUUAAUAACUAUAUUAAACUAUAGCACCGAGUAUAGUUUAACUAUAACACGUGAUAUAAAUUAUAACCUUAAUUUCAAACACGAGUAACAGGUUAUCACUGAUCUCAGUAUAAUAAACCAAGUAUGAUAUUAUAGCACCCAGUAUCAAACUAUAACAUGCAUUCUAUUAUAACCCCAAUAUCAAACACAAGCAGCCAGCUAUUCCUAAUCUCAGAUUAAUAAACUCAGUGUCAAUAUGUAGGACGCAGUUUCCAAUUAUUGUUUUAUUUAUAUAGCGCCAUCUGACUCCGUAGCGCUGUACAAUGAGUAGACUAACAGACAUGUAAUUGUAACCAGACAACUGGACGUACAGGAACAGAGGGGUGGAGGGCCCUGCUCCAUGAGCUUAAAUUCUAGACUAGAACACAUGCAUUAAAUUCUAACCCUACUAUCAAACAGCAAGUUAUAUCCGUUUAAUAUCUGUUUAAUAAACAAAGUAUAAAACUAUAGCGGCUAGUAUCAAACUACCGUAUUUACUUAAAUUGAAUGCGCACCUUUAUUGCCAAACUAAAGUCUCCAAAAUAUGAAUGCGAGUUAGCUUAAAGUGCAAACAACGAAUUAGAUAUGACGGGCAUACAACGCAAAUUUGUUGGGGCGACAUGGAUGCAAGACUUGAUUUCUGUGUACGGUAAAGAUUGCGUCUUUGUUGCAAUGCGAAUUUCACCCGUCAUCUCUUGUUGACCUAUAUGUCCUAUAGUAGUAUCUUGCGCAUUACAGGUUUAAAAUUUUUUAAUGCGCAUUAGAUUCUGGUAAGGUAUAACUUGCAUUGAAUUAGAACUCUCGAGUAGCAAGCUAUCACUAAUCCCAGUUUAAUAAACAAAGUGUGAAACUAGCACCCAGUAUCAAACUAUAAUGCAUGCAUUAUAAUUAUCGCCCCAAAAUCAAACAUGAGCAUUAAUCUCAGUUUUAUAAACCAAGCAUGAAAGUGUAGCAAACUAAAACACAUGCACUAAAUUAUAACCCCAGUAUCAAAUAUGCUACCAUCCUACUGGUGAUUAAUUUCAGUUUAAUAACCCAAUCAACUGUAGACUUCAGUAUCAAAUUAUAACCUACUAGAUUGUAAGCUUGUUUGACAAGGACCAUCAACAUCCUUUGUUCCUGUGUGUCCAACUUGCUAGAAAUACUUGUCUGUUACUCCACCUAUGGUACCUUGCUGCAGAAUUUGUUUGCGCCUUAUAAAUAAAAAUCACCCCAAUAUCAAACGUGACCCUCCCACUAACAAUAAGUUCAGUUUAAUAACCCCAGUAUAAAGCUAAAAUCUUAAUAUCAAACUGAAACACCCAUCUGUCCCUUAUUUUGUUUAAUACCCCCCAUAUCACGUUAUAACCCUAUUAUCCACCUAGAGAAUCCAGUGUCGACUUGACCAGCUAGCUGUGUAUUGUUCUCAGGAUGAUGAUGAUAAUAGGAUUGUGCUAAAGUUUGUUUGGAGUGGUUCAUGCAAACCCAAUUCCUUUUCAUCCACAUCCGACCAAAUAUAUCCCUCCUGGAUAUACCUGUGGAGUCUUAUUCAAUGAAUAAGAUCUUCCAAAGGUAAAUUCCAAGAACAGCUUCAAAUUUUUGCACAGGUUUCUUUAUAACUCCAAUAAUCUAUAAGGUAAGUAUGAAAAUAGGUAGCUAGAAUUAAACUAUGACCUCCAGGUUUAAACUAGAUCAGCUAAUAUGAUAGUAAUAACUAUAGUAUCAAAUUUAAGCCUCAAACUGGACCACGCCCACCCGAUCUCUUUUUUUUGGUAUAUGGCUACAAGUAAUCCCUUGGAUUACUGUGACCUCUGUCCACAUGCCUUAUUUGUUUACAACUCAGACGUUGCCUGCUGAUGUCUUCCAUGUUCUAUUCCAAUAUUAUGCUUCUUGUAGAGAAGCAUUAUGAAGGAGUUGCACAUGUGAGAAGCAUUGAAUAAUAGUUGAGCUAUCAGGAAAAUAACCACUAAAAGUGUGUUGAAAGGAUUACUCUAACCCUUUCUCUGUGCCUGUUUUUUUUUUUGGUUUCUUUUUCCUUUUAUAAUGCCGAACUAGGUAAUGUAGUAAUUUACCAUCUUAAAUCAGCUACGUCAGUUCAUGGGUUAACCAAAUGCUUCUCAUAGAGAAACAUUUGAUUGAGCCACUUGACCAGCUCUGGGUGCAUGCAUGCACUAUGAGCUGGGAAGGGUAGACGGGGAGGGGAUUUAAAAAAGCAAAAAAAUUAAAUGUUGGUUGGAUGGACUGCUCAGUCAAAGCGAGGGGAAAGCGGGAAGAACAAGCGGGUUUAACUUGCCCUGGUACAAAAGUGAAAAUAUCUGCUUGAAAUACUGCACAUACUCUUGCCACCAUGACCACUUCUAAAAGCAGAAGUGAUCAUGGUGUUUGGAAUAACCCUUUAACCCGGGGGAAAAAAAUUGCAGUUUCUACAGAAGAGCAGUAUUUUACAAUGCAGGAUUAUAAUGACUCCGAGAUGAGUUUCUGAGUGCCUAUUGUGUCACUUGUAAUAACUCCAGUAUGACACUAUAAUCUCAGUAUCAGACUAAACCAGCCAACUGCACUAAUCUAUGUUUAAUAAUCACAAUGCCAAACUAUAACCUCAAUAUGACACUAUAUCUAUGUUUGGCCAGCAGCUCUCACUCUGAUUUAUAACCCCAGUAUUAAACUAUAACCCCUGAAUCACUCUGUAUCAAACUAUACCAGCCAUCUGUCGCCAGUCUGCUUAAUAACACAAAGUAUCAAGCUAGGUCAACUAGCUGUCACUGAUCUGUUUUCAAAUUCUAGCGUCAAACUUUUUAAAUGACGUCGGUGAUUUUAAACUGUAAGACAAACUUCUGUUAGCCAUUGACAAGUGCAAAUUCAGACUUGGCAAGUGUGCUCUGGACCCUCUCACAGCCUGAAUUCUUGGGGUUUGUUUUGAAACUGCAACUUCUUAUGUGUCUGCGGCCGUCAAGAAUGAUAUUUAAAUAUCAUAUAAAAUAGAACAGAAUUUUAAGCAAUGUAGAAAUAAUAAAAAAAAAUAGGCCCUUCAACCACAAGCUCUAACCCAGCUUAGACACCAUGCAGCUAGUAUUUCAAAUGCAAAAAUGUUUUCCAGACACAUUUAUAUGGGGGAGUGAUAACAAAUAAGUUCCUAUCUCCUCCUCAUAUAAAGCAGACACAAUUUAGUUUCUUUUGUUUUGCGUUUUAAUUGUUUCUAUCACAGGAAAUAUAUUGUUUCCAUUACUUUAAUUGUAAUUUAGCUUUUAAAUCAGGCCAACUUGCAGAUGAGCCACUACAAAUGCUGCUACCCUGUCCUUUCCCAGAGAUCACAUGAUAGGAGGAGCUUUGCAGUAGUGAGACACUUUUAGAUCAGGUUAGUAGUACAGGACGUGAAAAUUUGAGAUCUGUCUCAUAUAAUUUGAUACCAUGGUUCUACCAAUAGACAGUGAUGAUAUCUAGCAGGUAUAUCGGUUAAUUACUACAAAUGUCAGUCUAGUAAUUACAGUAACUUUUAACCAGCCAGGUGCAACUAAUCUUGCUUUAGUAUUUACAGUAUCAAACCAUACCAACAGAGCAUUAAUAGUGACAUAUUCUACCCUGGUAUCUACUGUCAAGCAGCAUUAUGUGACUAACACAUUUAUUAACCUGGCAGUCCAUUUAACAAACCAUACCAGCCUAAUGCUAGUCCUAGAACAAACCAAAUGCCGCCGUUUUUUAAAUCUUAUACUAGUUGAGUACCACGAGGGGCAGAAAACUAGACCCACUAAUCUCAACCUAAAAAGUCUGAUCUAAAAGUAUACCAGUUAAAUGCUGUUAGUACUACACGGUAGAGACUAAGGUACAGCUGUAUCUUAUUAUGGUCUUGAUUUGAAUAUUUUUGGAUAAACUGUUAAAUAUAAUAAUUUAUUUUUUUCCUAUAUUGGACAUCACAUUUUCUGUUAUUUAAAAAAAAACAAACAAACAAAAAACACUUUAAAAAUGUUAGUAAAAUCUGACUAUUGUAAUAGUUUAUUCAAAAUAUUAACAUUAAGGCCUAUGUGCUUCUUAUUAUACUGUCGGCAUUGUAACACUACUAUCAAAUUGUCAUAGAGUAGUUGGCAUGAACUAAAGAUAUUGAAAUUACAUUCAUCAGACGUCGGCAUAUACCACCUAUAAACAAACAGGAGGAGACAUCUAAAGAAGUCGCAGAUCUUAAACUCAAAGGGACAAUAGAGUCACCAAAAUAACUUUAGCUUUAUUAAGCAGUUUUGGUGUAUAGAACAUGCUUCUGCAGUCUCACUGCUCAAUUCUCUGCCAUUUAAGAGUUAAAUCACUUUGUUUAUGCAGCUCUAGUCACACCACCUUGCAAAUAAAAUGCACAACCUAUUUUUUACGCAAUUCCUGUAAAAUUAGAUCUAAUAGUUACGCUUCCUUUUAUUGCAAUGUCCCGUUUAAUUUUUAAUUGCUUAUUUCCUGCACUGUUAAAAUCAAUUAACAAACUUUUCUAAUGGCAACUUUGUUGGCAAAAUAAGAAAAUGAAAUGUGUGUUACAAAAAGUUAUUUGACCCCCAUCCUCCUGCUUCACAAAAAAGUACAAAAACUUAUAUUUAUAUAUUGUCCCCAGGAAAGCAAAAUGUGUUGGUUUGCACAGAUGACGAUGCAUUUAGGUCAGGGCUCAAAAUGUCUAAUCUCCACUAGCCAUUGGUAUGUGAUAAUGUAGCCCUAGUAAGUGUGCCAUUGGACUCUCCAGGAUUGCAGUAAUUUUUAAUCCUGGUUUGUAACAUCAGGCUAGUAUUUUUGAACCCCGAUUAAGGGCAAUCUUGCGCUCAGCAUCACUGAUUUUGUGUCCGCUCCCAGUAUGAGUCAGAUACCCAGUUUCUGAAAAGCUCCUGGUGAGGUCUCCUUGCAUGCACCUCUGGCCAGUGAUCGGUUCUUGGCUUUGCUCUCUGCCUAGUACCGGUCAAAGUUUAAGGAGCAGCAUCAUUAGAGGGGAUCUCCCUCUCAUGCUGCAAUCACACAAUAGGUGAGAUUUAGGGGCUGGAUUAGGAGCAGGGUUAUCAGUUGGAUUAUAGGAAAAAGUAUUCAUGUUUGGGGUAUCAUUGUACUCCAGAACAGUAGAAUAGAAAUAUGGGGUGUGGGACAUGAAUGGUCUGUGAAUUUCCCCCAAAAACCCAACAAACUGUAACCAAGCUUUGUGAUAAAAUGGUUAAUCGAAAAGGGUCAGAAUGCUCUUAAUUGAAUAGCCUUGGGUGUACUUUCUACAAAUAUAUACUUGUGUAUUCUUUUCUGAUUCUGUGACUACUAUAAAAGUUGUAAUCUAAGCAUCCGAUAUAAUCUAAGCAUCCGAUUUAUGGCAUUUAUCAGUGCACUUGAACAGGGUUUAAUUGUGGCAAAAGUGCCAAAAAGGUUUUGAUCCCAAACCUGUUUGCUUUUUAAGAAAGCCUUGAUCCUUAAGAGGCAGAGGGCAUUGUAAACAUCAAUUUGGCGGUUCAUGAAAAAACCGUAGUGGUGUCACAUGGCCUAAACAAACGUUAGUCUAUAUAUUGUGCUCGGAAGCAUAAUAAUCCAAUGUAAAUUUCAAUUUAACUCCUGAAAGUAGUACUUUUACUUGAUUGCAAAAUUAAUGAUAAAUAAAUGUAGAGAGCAAAGAGCAGCGGCAUGAAACCUUCUACAUUACAAAUGCUGUGGGCACAUUACCCAUCAUGCUCUUACAGUCGUAAUGCUGGCAAAGCGUCAUGGGAGAUGUAUUCCACAUCUGCUGGAGGGUGACGUCCUUUUCAAAGACUGUAGAUGCAGUUACGUAAAUCUCUGUAACUAGUGGUGUUUUUAAUGCAUACAAGUACAAAACUGGGCUAAAUAAGUCUGAGUCUCUAAAUGUACUUACUGCCUGAAUAUUAUGGCUGUAAUCAAUGAAUGCAAACGCCCUGAUGAGGACGACAGUGUGUGGCUGGGUACAUGUUAAUAGACUAAUACCUGAACAUUUCAAUGGGUACUUCGGUUUGUAGGAAAUAAAGAGCUCCUUCAAUGAACUGUGGGACCUUGAUCAUACUUUGUCAGCAUAUCACGCUUGAACUGUAUGUGCUGCUUUAAAGGCAGCCAGUGUUUCACAAAACAAAAUUGCCCUUGUGAGUUUGUAGAGACAGAACUUGCCGAACUGUCACUAAUAAUGUUAUGCAACUCUUUCGUUUUCUGUUAUCUAUUGCCUAGCUCGCCGUGCUUGCACUCGGUUUAGCAGCCCUUUUUAAUUUUAUUUUUCUUCUAGAAGAUUUUGGGUUUUGUUUUGUGUCCUCUACUUCUUCUAUUUGACUGUAACCUGGAAGAAAAGGAUGGGGGUUAUGGUGAAACAAAAAAAUGAGGUCCCACUGUUUCACGUUGUUUGUUUUAUUACUGAGCUCUGCAUUGAAAGAUUGCGAACGUUGCGACCCAAAUCUAUGCGGGGUGUUUUUGUAGUGAAACUUUUGCUAUAGCUUGGCAACAGCAAAUAUACUGGAAUUUGAGUGCUAGAAGAUCUCGAAAAGAGUUUGGCAAAAAUCAGUAGGGGUGAAUGCGUUGACUUCUUGCACGUAAACUGCAAGUAGCUGGCCUGUUUGAACUGUGUAACUUAUUAGUUUGAAUCUUUGUUUUUCAACCGGCUUUAUUUAUAGCUAUUAUAAACUAGAUAAGCCAGGGAUAUCUCAGUUAUUCCUAUUCCAGGAAUGAACAGCUAGCUAAACGGACUGAUUUUACCCAUUUUGCAUUACACUGGUAUCACCCAGCAUUGCCAACAAAAGCUGUGCCCAAUGUUUUUAAAAGUUUGGGGCAAUGCCUCAAAACUUUAACGGCCACAUGUUCCUCUUUAACAUGAAUAUAAUUUCUGUGCUGUUAAUGCUGGUAUUGUGGAGAGCAGGGGGACUUGCUGUAACUGACUGCAAACACCAUAGUGCAGUAUGAUCGUUGAUUUGCCUUAUUUAGACUCACUGAAGGGGGGGAAUUCUCUUUGAACCCUUGGCCCAGGUCUGGACUGUAGCAGCUGUUUGUUUGAUGUCUCAAACGUGAGUAGCCUUAUUUAGUGCCAGUGUGUGUGAAGUUUUGUCAAACUGAAUAUAACCCCCCCACAGCUCAACAUGGGACAGGAAGUAGCAGCACAGAACAGGGUUUGUCUGCAAAACUACAACCAAAACAGCUGUCAGAAGUGGUAAAUGCGCGUGUGUGUAUAUUGAAUAGCACGACCAUUUAUUACAGAAAGGGGGAGAAAAGAUUACUUCCUCUUGAACUCUGCCUGUAAGUUUCUUUUUGAAGCAGCAUUUGCCUCCAAAAAAAACUGAUUCACUUCUUCACCUUGCAGUAAGAUGGGCUGGCUAAAUGUGUGAAAUUCCUUUCCCAAGCUUUCUUGUAGCGGAUUAGUUACUCUGUAUAAUGUACAUUCAAAGUUAUGGGCGUAUCACAACUUCACCAUGUUUUCGCACACAGCACAUUGAUAUUCGUUCCUGUGUCACUCUUCAGUAAUGUAAACUCCAUAUACAUCAUAAGGGAAAUCUAAAUGAAACUGGUUUUAGUAGUGGUUAUGAUGCAAGCAGGCCUCAAGUGUAGUCGAUCUAGUUUUUGUCAGUUUUCCCCAGUUCCUAAAGCCCACACCACCCCAUAUAAUAAUCUGUUCUAGGCUGUCCCCUGUCAGCAUUGUUUGUUUAUUAAAAAACUUAUGAAGGAUAGAAAUUACUACCUGGGUGCCGGGAAUCCCCUGUGUUUUUAAUUUUUUGUUUAGAAGUUUUGUUUCGAUAAUAUACUUUACUCACUAUUGAGAAACAAAUAUUGUAAAAACAAUCUCACAUUUUUAAUACAACUUGUGCAACAAAGUAUAAAUCCAUUAUAGUAGCUUCUCUAACUUAAUUUGGUGAAUACCUCAUAUGGGUUUCUUUUUCCUAUUUCAGACCAUCUUAUCCCUAAUCUCGUCCAACGUUUGUGGGCAACUUUAUUUUCACCUCUCACGAGUGCAUGAAAUUGGCUUGAAUACUGUAUACUUUGUGUAUAUUAUUGCAGGGAAGGUUAAUUUGUACGCAGCUACACAGUCUGGAAAAAGCCAUGUCAUUUUUAUAGAUUUUUGUUUUUGUCUAGCAGUCUAUGAAGACUAUCAUUCCCAACUUGCCAGUCACUUAAAAGCUACAGGGUUGGCACUCUAAGGGGUAAUGUGGUAAAUCAUGGGAGCAAUGCCUCUCUGAUAGCCAGCAACUCUGCCCUAAGGAAGGAGAGCUAUUGGAGCUUCUGACGUUACAUGAAGGCAAUGAUGGCACAAGUGGACCCCUUUUUAAGUUGAAUUGUUAGCAAACUACUUGCAUGAGGAGGGGGAUGACGACUCUCUAGUGGUUAUGGAAGUUGAAGUGUUCCGCCCACCCCCCCCGCCCAUUUAUUUAUUUUUUUGUGUGUGCUGAUGCUGCAUAUGAUUUGUUUAUGAAAGGAAAUUUUGUAUAAGUGCUGCAGAAUGUUGAGUGAAACCUAUGCUUUUGUUUUUAUUGCAUACUAGUUGAGGUUAAAAAUAAGCUCUGGAUUUUAAUUGUACAAAGACAUUUGUAUAGAAAAGAAGCAAGGCUGUUGAUUAAAGUCAAUGAUUGCUUACAGUUUCUUAAACUGCUUGCAUUGUUCUCAUGAGCGACAGUUGCAAGUAUCUCUCAAGGUCACUCAACGAGAUUAACUCGGAGAGAUGAGCUAGCGUAGCUAAGAUCUCCUCGUGUCACGUUGACGUUUACCUACCUGCCAGUGAACAUUUGGCCCAGCUACACACAGAAUUGGCAAGAUACUACUUCAAGUUAAAAUGCUCCAUCCAAAAUGUCAGUCUGCUUGUCCACUUCCUCUUUGCAUCCAUCCUGCCUAUUCAAAGCUGUGAAAUUAACAGCUGAUCCUCUGAAACAAUACAAGCAGGCAAGGCUCCAAGAUCUGUAGUGAAAACAUCAUCUGGUAGUUUGCAACUACAUUCAUUUGAUUCAUGCUGGGAGAUGUGCUGGAAACUGACCUUCUGCACCAUAGCGAUUUAGCCUGCGUCUGGUCUCUACCACCACAUAUUUUAUAAAUAAGAGAGCUAUUUGUAUCAUGCAGCUCAUUUUAUAGUCUACAUGUUCAGUGACUUCAAACCACAGUUGCUAAAUGUCUGUAGAACUGUCAGCCAGUCUCAUUGAAGUAGUAAUCUGGAACCCGUACCACACAUUUCUAAUGUCACAUAAGUCUUGUGACCAUUAUUUAGGAGUUUUGGAUUGUUCUUCCAUUUUUGCAUUUUGAGUCUACUGUGCUAAUUUUCCCCCCCAUACAUUCUCUUACAGAUGGCUGCUAAAAUUGAAAUACCACACUUGAAUAAUUCCGGAUCUCUUGUGGACCCAUCUGUGUAUGGUUAUGGAGUCCAAAAAAGACCCCUUGAUGAUGGAGGUAAGUUGACACUUCAUACCUUUUUUAUUUUAUUUUUUUAAGGGUUGUGGCAAUUAUUUAAUCCAUACAUAUUUUUUUUUUGUCUGUCAGCAGGGUACCUGGAAAGUCCCUCCGCCUGCUAGGAAUAAAAAAUAAUUGUUUUUUUUUUUUUUUUUUUUAAAUGUCUUAAAGGGACUCUACAGUGCCAGGAAAGCAUACUGGUUUUCCUGGCACUGCAGAAUCCUGCAGUGCCCCCCUCCAUCCCAUGUUGCUGAAGGGGUUAAAACCCCUUCAGUGACUUACCUGAAUUCAGUGCCGAUGUCCCUCUGCGCUGGGUCAGGCUUAGCCCACGCUCCUCCAGCGCCAAGGUCACCUGGCGGGAGAGAUCUAAUGCAUAUGCGCAGCAAUGUCCGCGCGUGCGCAUUAGACCUCGCCAUAGGAAAGCAUUAUUCAGUGCUUUCUUAUGGGGAUUCUGUUGACACUGGAGGUCCUCAUGCAUAGCGUGAGGACGUCCAGUGUAGUUUAAAACACUUUUUGUGUUCUAAGAAUCCGGAAGUCCCUCUAGUGGCUGUCUAAUAGACAGCCACUAAAGGAGGACUUAACCCAGCAAGGUAAUUAUGGCAGUUUAUAAAAACGACAAUUACACUUACAGGAUUAAGGGUGAUGUGAGUUGGCACCCAGAUAACUCCAAUGGGCAGAAGUGGUCUGGGUGCAUGGAGUGUCCCUUUAAUACAUGCAGUUCCAAGAAAUCAUUUGGGAUGCUGAUUCCACCUUUAGGAAAAGGUGACUCGUGUAUAUUUUCAAAAUUGUACAGUACAAUUUGUUUCCCUCCAUUUUUGAAGUGGUAGAGUGUAACUUUUCUUCACAAGGGACGGUGUGGUAUACUGCUUUAAAUCUACAAAAUAACACUAUAACUAGAGUGAUAGCAUUAUGAUAUCAAGUAAAGGCAAGCUCAUAUGCAUUCUCAGGAUAUGGAAGAUAUCCUUUCAGUGGGGUACAGCUAUAACAUUAAUAAAAUGUUUUAUUUUCAAAGCAACAAAUGAUUAGAAAAAUAUGGGACAAUACAUUCCUAACUGUUUUAAGAGCUUCUUCAGGAACCAAAUCUGCGUAAUAAUACACAUCAAGGCAUAUAAACAAUGCCAUAAACUCCCCACAUAAGUUCCCGUUUAAAUAUGCCUAGGCCUCUCCUCUCAUUGGUGUUUACAGUUGGCGUAUAAUCUUUUAUACUGAUUAGUCCAGCAAUGAUAUCCUUUAUCUCUACUUGAGCAAUACAUUCUUAUAUCUGAAUAAGUUAGCUGUGUCAUGUUGUCCAUGAUGAGAUUUUUAAAGGAGUUGGUGGAAUGUAAAGCACACGUAAGAGGUGGAACACAUCACAGGAUUUUACACAUCAUACACAGUCAUUCUACAGAGGCCACUUUUAGACUCGUCACUUCUAAAUACUCCCACUUUUCAAACAACCUGUGCACUUUUGGAGACUGCUGAUAUCUUCCAAAGAGUUGAGCACCAUAAAAAUAAAUGGAAAUGUUUGUAUUGGUUUAGUGUUUGGGAGGAGGGGUUUGAAAGAAGGCGUUGUAAUGUCUCCCCACCUCUUAUUGUUUUUUUGGCCCUUUAUAUAAUAGUUCAUCUCUGUUUGUAUGUAGGUAUGGCUAAAUAUUUCCAUGACCAGCAUGUCCUUGGGUAUCUUGCCAGUGGCAAUGGUGGUUUGUUUGAAUUUUAGUUUUACUUGAGAUCAUGGCUAGCUGGACAAGGGUGUUUGGAAUAGCAUGAAGCUCUUGGGUUAUUUGCUGACCAUAUUUUCGUCAACAAUAAGGUUUUACGUAUUUUUUUUUUUAUUUUAUAGAAAUGUUUUUCACAAUCACUGUAAGAGGAUGCACUGCAUGUGGGAUGGAAUGAGUUAGCAAGGCAAUAAUACAAACAAUGAAAUUUGUAAUAUGGUUUUCUAAAAAAUAAAUAAAAAAAAUUACAGGAACACUAACGUCUAAAGCUCUUUAGCUUAUGUCUUUUUUUUUUUUUUUUUUUUUUUACAUAAAGUACAGCCUUUAAAAAUACUUCUAGAAAUUGACAUUGUUGCACAUCCCUGGCUGUCAGACAAUUGGUCUUGUUACUUCCUGGUUUGGUUAGCUGUGUGGAAACUGAAAAGGCAACAAUUGCUUAGAGCUUCUGCCCUGUCAAGAAGUUUUUCCUUUUUAAAGAGAAAUGGUAACUAAUUUAGUUGUUUCCAUUUUAACAUGCCACUGCAAAUUCUACUGGAGCAUUUACUUUGAAGUGUGAAGCAGAGAAUAGUACUGAUGUCCACAUGGCAUUCUAGCACCCAGUAUGUUAUGCUUUCUCUUUUCCUGUCCUGUUUAUUCACUGAACCUGAUAACAUCAGAGGAAGCGGCAUUCCCUUGAAGUUUUGCUCAGAAUUGUAUAUCCCUGGGUAGAAAAUGUUAUGGGCUUGCUCCCACCAAUCCCAGUUAUUUCUGCGUUGAGACAGACUUUUGUGCUCUUUAUGUAUAUCAGAGGUGAAUAAAUACAACGGGUGAUAUUUAUUGAAUUGUUGGUGAUGCCUCUCUGUCUCACUUUAAAGAAUUGGAUUUCUUUUUUUUUUUUUCUCCAUCUUAUUUUUUAUUUUAUUUUUUGAUAUCGUAUCUUCCAUUUUUAAAUAUUAAAGAUAGGUUUCUAGUACUUAUAGUAAUGUCCAAAUGUGAAAGGUGGCUUGAACAACACAGACCAGAGUCUGCCCUAUCUGGUCGUUGAUGUGUAGUAGAAAGGAUUAAAUUAGGGUGCAGCUCCUUGAUGGGGUCCUCGGGUCCAAGGGGGGGUCUAAAAAAGGACAAAACGGAGGCAGUAUAUUGUAUUCAGUCGAUCCUUCUAGUGUGGCAAUAAAAGGGAGGAAACAUACUUUGUGUUUUUGGAGCUAGAGCCUAGCACCAGACAUAGCGCUUGGGCAGUACAGUCACCACCUGUGGAUAUGUCUAUAGUCUUGGUCCAAUAGGGUAUGGUUCAAAUGUAAUUAAUUCAAAUUGAAACACUAAUAUAGUGCAGUAUAUCAGACUUCCAGGAUAGUGAAUAAAAUGUGUGUGUGUGUGUGUGUAUAUAUAUAUGUAUAUGUAUAUGUAUGUAUAUGUAUAUAUAUAUAUGUGUAUGUGUAUAUAUAUAUAUGUGUAUAUAUGUGUAUGUAUAUAUAUAUAUAAUAUGCGCACACACAUUUUAACGGAUCCUCCUAAUGACUCCUUACAUAGGGCUUGGAGAGGAAUGAUCCCCACUCUAAGGAUUUGUGUGCAGUCUUUAAUUUUUUUUUCUCAGAUGUGAAAAGUUGAAGAAAAAAUAAGUCCAGAGAUAAAUAAGCAUAAACCUUUAUUAGGUAGUAAUAAAAACCAUGAAUUGGCACACCAACGCGUUUCACCCAACAAUUAGGCUUUCAAAUGAUUUUUUAAUAUUGGACUUUUUUGUUGCCUGCACAACAGAUUUAUGAAUAUUAUCUCCACAUUUCUAGCAGAAUUUUUCCUUCACUUUGAAUUUUACAAUCUGCUGAAAUGGAAAUUUCUGUAUAUCUGUUUGCAAGAAGCAAAACAAUGACGGAAUAUAGGCACCACUUUUUUUCAGUUUGUAAAAACACUUUUGAAAGGAAUAAAGGGGUGCACCAGUUGUAGUUACAUGAGCUGCAGCCUUAGGAUGUUUGUGUCCAGUUAAAUAAAUGAUUCUCUUGUGCAGGGAAUUGUGGGUAACUCUAUUUCUUAAAAACUAUAAUUACCAAUAGUCGUAUUCCUCCUCCAUCUUAAAGAUGGUGGCAUGAAAUGUACUCUAUAUCCUUGUACCCAAAUGGUAUACACAGCAAGCUCGUCUCUUGUAUAGAAUGUAAAAUACAUAAUGUUUUAGUUAUGCGUAAGUUGGCUAUUUGGCUUGCAUAGUCAAUAGAUCAUGUGUUAGCCUAUACAAAGGGAUGAGUCCUGAAAUAAGCACUUUAAACCCUUAAAGAUAACCAACUUUUUCGGAACAUCCUUAAAUACCUUACAGUGGAAUGUCCUGAUUUUUACGUUUUGGCAGCUCUGUGCUGCUAUGCAAUCAUUUAUUUAGUACAUUAUUCCACUUUAACUGAGGAUCCUUAAAGAGCACUUUUAUGAAUGCACCAUAAAUUAUCAUUGGUUCUUUGCGGGUAUACCGAAUGGCCAUAUUUGUUUCCCCAUCUUGUUUAAUAAUUCCUGUUUUAGAAUUCAUGAAACAAGAUGGGGGGGAAACCUUUUGGUCCAAUCUGUUAAGCUAUCAACAGCUGUCAGGUAAGGGAUGUAUUCUCUUGAAUGUCUCCUUAGCACCAUUUCUACCCUAAGGUAGGAUUUUUUUUAAAGCCUUACUAAGCUGGCUCAAGGCCCUUCAUGUGAGUGUUUUUAUCUUUUUUUUUUUUUUUUUGAGUACAAAAACAACUUACUCUGGAUACCAACUAAACUUUGCUGGCAAUAUCAAUAUUGUAUCCUUAAUAAAUAAUUGGUCAGCUAUAUUCUUUUUCAGUUUGCUAGGCAGUUACACGGUUUUGUUGAAUGUGUGCGCAUAUAUAAUAUUUUUUGUAAUUUUUUUUAUUAUUGUAAUUUUUAUUUAUUUUUUCCCUUCCCUGAUGUGUACUUUAUUCUCUUGGCCUGCCAGCCUUCUGUUUACUCACCUUUAGCCUGGAGCGACUGAGUGCUAAAUGUAUAUGUAACAGCUGCUGUGUCAUUCGAUCGGAUUAUAUUUUUGCAGAGUUUAGUUCUGCGUUUACACAGCCGUGCAAUGCUGUCAAAAUCUCAGGGAGCGCGAGCUUAAACAUUGCACUUAUAAGGGGUUGCUGAACAGCUGUUACCCACUGUAAUUAUAAAUACAGCGUUUAUCGGAAGAAAUGAUUGCUCUUUAAAUCUAAAUAUUUUUACAUUUACCCUUUUGCUGAAUAUGGGCUGCAAAACACAGGAAAUAUUAACAACUAAAUUGCAUGGGGCAAGAAUUAAUCUUGGCUGUAAAAUAGUACGGGGGAGGGGGUCAUAUUAAUCUGCCGUUAGCAAAGGCUGCUUGCCAGGUUCCUAAAUAUAUGAUGAACCGCCUUCUAACUGCAUCAUGUUCAUAACUGUCAAAAUAUUUUGAAAUCCUAAGAUUUAUUUUAUAAAGUCCUUAAAUAUAUUUUUUAUUUAUGCAAAGCUUGAAUCAAUCUACUCCAUUUGUAAGUGAAUUCAACACGUAAUUUAUUUUUUACUUUAAGACUCCUACUAUUUUUAUCAAUAAAGUUUAGGGUCCUUAAUUCUCAGCUGUUAGGGUUGAAGCUCGUUUGAGCAGGGUCCUCUUCAACAUAUAGUUUCUGUAAGUUUUCUUGUAAUUGUCCUAUUUAUAGUUAAAUCCCCCUUCUCAUAAUAUUGUAAAGCGCUACGGGAUCUGUUGGCGCUAUAUAAAUGCCAAUAAUAAUAAAAGGGUGCUUUGCCUACAAACCAAUAUAUAGAUUCCUUCUCAUCUGGACAGACUAUUAUAUAGCGGGAUAGAGCUGUGCUGAAUUGCUACUGAGCCCUUCAGUGUUGCCCAUAUGAGCUUGGUUCUUCUUUUCCUCGCAAUUAAACAGUUUCACCAUCAUGGCAAAGAUGGAGGACAGAGGCCUUUUACAGAUACAGCCUUCUUUUGUUGGGUUUUCCCCUCUCCAAAUUGCAAUAAAUUUUUUUGACAGAAUCUGGCCAGACAUAAAUUCUUUAAAUAAUUAUUCAGCAUUCACUGGGAUACCCUAAAGAAAUGUAACAAGUACUUUAGGUUCAGACCCAUAUAUAUCAAGGCAUAUUUGGUAAUGGUUAUGUCUGUCUAUAGUUUGGAGCACGGUGUGUGGUGAGGCGCUUGAGACGAUAACAGUAGUUGGCCCGUCUAUUCCUAAAGCCCAGGCUGUCCUUUGCUAUAGGUCUCCAUGGAGAAAUCCUUUGUGGUCCACAGCCGUGACGUCUUGCAAAUCUUUUUUGGAAAACAUUCUUUGAAAUCGUAUUACAAUAGUAAAAUGUUUUAUAGGUCUUGUCUGAGAUCACUAGUUGUUUGAAAAGAAAGUAAUGCAACAUAGCUGCACUUGUAAAGCAUAAGUGUUUGCAUGUAAAUGUAAAAAGCUGUAUGUGGGUAUUUUUCCUUCCAUGUAGGGAUCUUUAAAAUCAGUAGUUGUGCGCUUUUUUUUUCCCCCCAGAAAAAAAAAAAAAAAAAAUAUAUAUAUAUAUAUAUAUAUUAUAUUAUUUAUUUUUAUAUUUUACGUGCUUUAUUUAAAACGCUCGAAGCAUAGGUUUCUUUAUUUUAAAGUGUUAUUUGGAGUGAUCCGAAAAAGUUUGAGUUUUUAUUUUUUUUACAUGUAUUUCUACAAUUUUGUUACAUUUUAGUCUUCUUGACUUUUGCCAUAUUUACCCCGAAGUUUUUUGUGGUUUUUUUUUUGUUCCCUUCAACCCUCCCCCCCCCUUCUUCCAGUAACCUAACAGAAUUCUCUCCUGUGUAGUCUUCCGCAUGCCUCACUAAUUCUCCUUGAAUAAGAGCACUCUAUGUUCCCUCUUUCCUCUUUAUCUUAUCCACCUGGCAGACCAGCCGGAUUGUAAAAAACUGGCACCUGUGAAUGAUCGUAAGUAAAGCCCUUGCCCUUCCCAACCCGUGCAGGUAUCUGCCAUUCAACACCUCUGCAUGUUGCACCUCCGUGGCCUGUUCUGUAGCUGGGAAGAGACUCUCCUGGUCCUCUCUUGCACAGCAUACUGUUCCCUUCCUCUCCCCUUUCUUGCACUUUUGCAUGCUGUUAGCUGGUGUGUAAGUUCGUUGACUGGUUCAUCAACCGUAAACAUGGCUGGCGAUGCAAGCUGACGCAUGGGUUUGAUGAGCAAGAAAUGUUGGCUUGAUAAACACCUUGCACUCCUAAAGCUACUUACCCUCAGUCUCUCCUUAAUUUGUGGCAAUUGACAGGUGGAUUGGUAAUGGGAAUACUUAAUGUUUUUUUUAAUUUUUUUUUAUUUAUUUUUUUAAAUUUCCCUUCUCAUUGUCUAUCUUCAAACUGGAGAAUAAAAUAUAAAGUUUAUUUAAAAAAAAUGUAUACUAUAAUAAUAUAGCAUGUGUAUAGCUACAAAACUGAUAGUCUUUGCAUGCCAGUGUUCACAAUUAGAACAUGGAAGACAAUCCGGUCUAACUUUGGCUGCAUACAGGUUACUAAAUUGAACCUUUGUAUAUCUCAUUCAAAGUCUGAUGCAUGUUGUAAAGUAAAAAUACAAUCAAAAUUGAGAGGAUAUUUUUUGCUGUACAUUUUCUGACAUUUGGGAAUCCAAAUGAAGUUAUAAAUAAGACAGUGGGUGGCACGGUUUACAUGCAUAUCCAUUAUAUCUUUGAAUAUUCUGUUUAUGCAAAAAGUGUGUCCAAACCAAUACAACUCAUGCAGCAACUAGUAAAGUGAUUCUAUAGUGUAAGGAAUACAAAUCUUCCCUGCACUAUAGUCCCUACAACAAACAUUCCUCCGGGGAAAAUAAACCCUCUUAAAAGACUGUUCCCCAUACUUUAUUGGUAACGUUGUAUAGAGAUGUGAUUAGUGCAUCUAACCUUGGCUGCAGGAAGUGUAACACUGGCUAUCAUUGUGAAGUUUGACAUAGCCAGUGAAAGUGCAUAGUUCAAUGGCUGAGAGGGGCUUUAACAGGCUGACCUGGUAAAAGGUAAUGGUUGGGAGAGAACUUUUGUAUCUUAAUCCUUUUUAAAUAAAUCCCUUUAUUUCGCAUUUUCACUAUUUAUUCAAAAGGAGACAAUUUCAGGUGAACAGUGUAGUUAAUUUGCCAGUAACCACAUUUGGGUUUGUUCACUAAACUGGAAAUUGGGGAGAAUUCUAAAAUAGCCAGCACAUGAAACUGUGCAAAUUUUAGGCCUGUGUAGCUUACUGAUAAAACAGGUCAAAUUUAAAGACUUUUUCCAGUGUUACCAUAUUGUUAACUUUGAUUCAUGGCAGUUACACUUGUUUUGCCUUACCAUUUCCAAUUUCCUGAUACAUUCACAAAUGGAUCAAAGUUAGUAAAUAACCCUGACAAAUACAGAGUAAUGGUGAACAGCACAAUACAAAAGUGAAUGAACAGUGUACCACAAGUGCACCUCCUGCACCUAAGGAAGAUGCAGUUAGCGUCGAAACACGUGCUUUACAUAAGGACUUUCUUUGGCACCUCAACAAAUGGAAUGUAAGAUUUUUAAAUUUAUUAUGGAAUAACAUUUUACUUUUUUAUCUUACCAUUGGUGCCUCUCUCUGAUUUGUUAUCCUGAGGGUGAAAGCUCCUAUCCAUAAAGACCCUACAAGACCGUAGAAAGUUUCCCUAUACAUCACAAUCAAAGCGUACUUACAUGAGCCAGUAAUAUAUACAGGCUUUGUAAAACGGGAGUGUGAUUACUGCAGUGUUUCUUUAUAUACACGUAUUGAUUUUACUAGUUGUAUUGCCCUAUGAGAUUUUGUCUGAUUUAUCCUAGGAAAUAUCCAGGAAACUUUAAAGGGUGUAUAUACUUAUUUUUAUUGUAUUCACAUCACUUGUAGUACAUUGUUUAUUAAUUUUUGUACUGCGCUGUUCACCAUUACUCUGUGGGUGUCUGUUUUAAUUGUGGGACUGGAGUUAUUGGUUUCACGGUGGUAACAAGCUGCAGAACACCACACUGUAUGGUAUCUGUUUGCACUUUAUAUUUAGCACCAGUAUUUAUUACACUAUUUUUUUUGUUUAUUUAGUAAAUUUCUGUUUUGGAAUGUAUCCUUGCUAGCCAUGAUUACUUUUUAUAUAAAGGGGGGUGGGGAGGGUGGUUAUGCUAGAGUCGGUGUGUUUUUUUUUUUUUUGUAGGUUUGUGUAAAAGCAAAAAAAUUUAAUCAAAACGUGGGCAAUGUUUUUGCAACCUAAAUACUUCGUAUUGGCAGAAAUGUUGUACGUGUAUAUUUUUCUAUAUCUAAGAAAUGAAAGAAACUAGAAAUAUUUUACCUUUAUGGAAUGGAUACAUCUUGUUUUCUCUUAUUUUUGAACUGUACUGGGAAUUGGUACACACCAAACACUGUAGUACUUGGUUUAUCUUUCUCAUAAAGCUGAAAACUUUGUGUACCAUGAUUUUUGAACAGGUACUUCAGCUGAUGUUUCAAGCAACUAGCUUUAGAUAAUAUAGGACCUACUUGCUGUGUAGAUUUUUGUUAAAUAGACUGUCAUGGUUUCUUUUCCCCCCCCCCCCCUUCAACUUCUUCAUGAUACAAUAGGAGCAAUGUAAGCAGUAAUGUAUUCAGAGGCACCUUUCGAUGUAAAACUAAUCUUUUUCUGGCUUCAUACGAUUACUUUACAUAUAUAUCUCCAAAUAUCUAAAUUCCAACUGUUUCUGGAUUCUUGGGGAAUGUUGGUUCUUGGUUAAGGUGCUUGCAAAUUUAUGUAGGGAGAUACAAAGUUAGAAAUAGUGCAGACUGGCUUUUCCUGCCAAUAGUGCAGACUGUUUUGGCAGGAAAAUAUGACUCACAACAGUGGUAUGAGGUAGCACUCACAUGUUAUGGAGCUUAAACUAGCUCCAAGUAAGAUUACUUGCAGCGGUACAAUCCCCACUGGGGGAUAUAACUUAUUAGGCGAAUAUCUCGAUAUGCAGAUAGGUAUAUGUAAGAUAGAUAGGUAUAUGUAAGAAAAAAAGAAAAGAAAAAAACUACCCAAUAGUGCUUACUUUAAACAUAAAUAUGUACAAAAAUUUAUUACUCACAUUUGAUAGUGUUAUGUCGUUCAAAUAUCAUCAUGGGUGGUAUAAUCCCCACCAGGGAUAUGUUGGUAAAUAGUUGUCCAGAUCUGAAGUUAGGUGAGCAAGUACAAUAUAAAGUUGCAUAAAAAGUGUAAUAAAUUGUCUAUCACAACCAAGUGAAUUAAAACCAAAUAUACUUUAAUGCUUAAAAGGAAUAACACAUAAAUGUUACAAUAUUGCACAAUGCGUUUCACCAAUAAAGGCUGAUCUGCCUGCUUGGCUGACCUCAUCAGAAUUGAUUCUCUGAGCCAAUCACAAUGCUUUCCUAUUGGAUUGGCUGAGAUUGUCAAGGAGGCGGAGGCAGAGCCAGCACAAGUCACACAACCCUGGCCAAUCCAUAAAUCCUCAUAUAGAUGCAAUGAAUCAAUGCUUCUUUAUUAGGAAAGUUCAGUGUCUCCAUGCAGAGGGUGGAGACACUGAAUGGCACACUAGGCAGCACUGCCCCUGGAAGCACCUCUAGCAGCCAUCUGAGGAGUGGCCAGUGGAGUUACUAGGCUGAAUUGUAGACACUGCAUUUUCUCUGAAAGACAGUGUUUACUGCAAAAAGCCUGAAGAGACUGUUUUUUUGCUUACUUACAGUGGCUUUGUGUCAUUAUUAUAAAAUCCUACAGAUUCUUACUUUCAUCUUAGGCAAUAAUGUAUUCAGCUGUUACCAAUGGGCAGUAGGAUCAUUCUGACUAGCACUCAACCUAUUAAAUCUUUGAAGUGUAGACUUCGUCAUGGAGUUGUGGCAGCCAAGAGAUGAUACAGCAACCCCAGACGAUCGUUUCAACCUUGCUAGGCAUCAUCAGUAAGGUAUAGCCAAUAUCCCUCUAGGCACUGUGAGCAAGGGGUCCACGUCUGGAUUACCCUUUAAAUUUAAGGAGAGCCCUCUCUUGCGAAUUUUUUUUUUUUUGAUCUCUCAGAGCUGCGCGCGCAUUAAAAGCGUCCAUAGGAAAACGUUUAUCAAUGCUUUGCUAUGGAUGUUCUGCGUGCGUUUUUCGCAUUGAGCGUCGCUCUAGUGCCUGUCAGGAAGACAGCUGCUAGAGGCUGGAUUAACGCUGCAAUGUAAACAGUUUUACUGAAACUGUUUACAUCUGAAAGGUUAAAACCUGGGGGACCUGGCACCCAGACCACUUCAAUAAGCUGAAGUGGUCUGGGUGACUAAAGUGGUCCUUUAAUAUAUUUGCAAAGAUAAAUAUUUAAGGUUUCCGCCUUACAAGAGUGAUAAAACUUGACAUGCGUUGUUUGGAAGCAUUGUUACACACUGCCUUGUAACUAAUCAUUUCUGAAUAUACUGCCAUUCCCUCUCCCAAUAGAACUAUGCAUGCCUAAAUUUUGUUCAGUUUUCAAUUCACUACAAUUCAGAGUUUGGAAAAAGAAACUGUUUUUGUUCUCGGUUAAUUUCUUGGCACGUGGUGAUUAUUAAACAUUGCAAAGUGAUUCACAUGCUUCCCUGCCUUUGCAAAGAACAAACAUACAUGCAAAAGAGAUCUGGUCUGGAGCCGAAACACUACCUUUGUGAGUUUGUAUACAUGUUGUAUAUCAGUCUCCUGGCUGCUACAAACGGGAACACCUGUUGGCUUUUGUAAUCUGGCAUAUGUAGUGUCAGGACUGCAAAUCACUUUUUAAGUACUCUAUACUAUAAAUAGGGUUGGACUUCACGAACUGUGUGCCCAAGAAUCCUUCAGUCAAUCUCUUUCCCGACAGACAUGAUUUAUCUUUUUCUUUUUUCUUGAAAUUUUUAAUUUAGCUUUUUAAUGGAUAACGUGUGGUGUGAUGGAUUUUUUUUUUCUUCUUCUUCUUCUGCUUUGGCUUAUUGAUUUUUGCUUUUUGGCAAUCAGCGCAAUCUCUGCAUCAUGUUAAAUUUGAUGGCCAGUAGGGAAAGUGUUUAAAUAUUCCCCAUCAUUGUCUUAUGUUCCCAAAUACCCUGUGGCUGUCUGGAGGGCUAGCAAUAUGUUUUGCCUUGUCCUCCCUUUAUGAAAGCAUGCAAUCAAUUUCUGUGUCCAUCCAGCUGGUCCAUACAGUUUAUACAGUGUUGAUCAUGAAGAUACCCUUCCGUUCAAUGACAUAUAUCCCUUAAUAAUGUAUUCGUUUCAGAAACUAAGCCUAAAUGUUUGUGAUGGUACACCCUCCAGUGCGCUACACCCCCCCCCUCCCUCUCCUUACGCUCGUUAGACAGAGAAUGCAUUUUUCCAGCAAGAUUAAGUUGACUUAUUCGAAAUAAUACUUUAUUUUUAUUUUUUUCUUUUCCUCUUUCUCUUCCACAGUUGGUAACCAGUUAGGAGCGCUGGUACAUCAAAGGUAAGCAGUGGGCUAUGUUUUAUUAUUUAUUGAUCAGGAUCUAAUUGUUUAUUGAUCCGCCAUCUGUAGUCUAGUAUGAGCCAAGCAGUUUAAGACUCGAGUCGAGCGAUUUAGUGAGGAAUAAUUUUUUUUAAAUUUUAUUUCUUUCAAAUGCGGAUAGUCAGGCAUAUGUUCUAGGUUUGCAGAAAUGGGUAAUGGGCCAUAAACUUAAAUUAAUAGAGAUGACAGAUGAGCUCCCAGAAAGGCUGCUUGCUUUGUCAGAUGAUGUAAUAGUUUUUCUGUUUGCAAGUCAAAAUGGCUGACCUUGUGCACACUGCUUUUACUACAAACGGAAGAUAUAUAUUAAGAAUAGGUAGAUAUUAUGAAGAUAUUUGCACUGUGAUCCUAAAGGUGUAUCACACUUGAAAGACGUCUAAAUUAGACAUGCUUUUAUUUUCUCGAGAAUGUGAUCCUGUCAUAUGGCCUAAAGGAAGUGUGUAAACAUAGCCUUAAAGGAUCGCUAUAGUGUCAGGAAAACAAAGCGGUUUUCCUGACACUAUAGUGCCCUGAUGGUCCCCUUCCCCUUCAGCAGCUUACCUUAAUUCAGCGCUGGGCUCACUCGGCGCUGGUGACCUCUCCUCCCCGUCUGACGUCACUAGAGCCGAAUGCUCAUGCGCGGCAAGUGCCGUGUGCGCAUUCAAAGUGUCCAUAGGAAAGCAUUUCUCAAUGCUUUCCUAUAGACGCUUUGCGUGAUGGAGGCGAAAUUUGCCUCCAGCGUUGCAGAUGCGCCUAUAGUGGCUGUCCGGAAGAGGCUGGAUUAACCCCAACUGUAAACAGCAGUUUCUCUGAAACUGUUAUGUUUACAUGUGAUGGGUUAAAACCUGAGGGACCUGUCACCCAGACCACUUCAUUGAGCUGAAGUGGUCUGGGUGACUAUAGUGUCCCUUUAAAGGCAAAUUGUGUGAAAAAUAUUUAUCCAGUUCUGAUUCUUGAACAUGUAUUCUGGAAAGAAUAACUUUUCUUGUUGCAGACUGAUUUUUGAAUCACUGUUAUACAGAUCAAAAUAAAUGAGGCAAUCAGAUGCUGGGCAUUUAAUGCCUACAAUAUCUGAUCUUCUACAAGAGAGGAAGAGUGCCCUGAUAAUGAAUGUGUUGUCCACUAUGUGUACAGAGACAUUCCUUUUGUUCACCUUCCCUUGUCAUUUUGUCACCAGAAAACCUAUACAAUAAAGUUUUUUUUAAUUAGGUGUUUGGCAGGGCUCUGGGAGGAAUGCAAUGAAUAUUCAACACAUUUGCAUAAAUGGCUUUAAGUAAAGCACAUUUUAGCGUUAGCCCAGAUAGUAAUAAAAUGUUUAAUUGUUCUCUGUAAGAUCCUGGUGUGAUUGAGAACACUUCUUUCUGUUGUUCUGUCUAAAUGUUUGGUAUUUAAAGUGUCGUUUCCCCCCCACCCCCCCACCCUUUUUUUUUUCUUCUUAGAACUGUGAUGACAGAAGAAUUUAAAGUGCCUGACAAGAUGGUGGGAUUCAGUAAGUUAUUCUCUGAUUCUCAGUGUGUAAAUAAACGUGCAUUUUUCCAGUCGUACAGUGGUAGAAUCCCUAAGGUGUUUUUCCCUUUACUGGAUAGGUAACGGAAAAGUAAAUGAUUAAUAUUUUAAAUAUGUACCUGCUCUCCCUUAUUCCCUGCUACCUCCCCCAUAAGGGAUUAGCCUGGACCAAUAGGGUCCUUUCUUUGGUUCCGGUGUGCGGGGCAAAUCAGGAACUGAAGAAUGAUGCAGCUGGUGGGGGCAGGCACAAGUUGCUUUGUAGUAGGAGGAGCAUAAAAGGUGACCAUGCCCCAGCGUUCUGCCUUUUUUUCACUUGUAAAAUCUAAGUAGCGUGUUUCCUAUUACCUGGUAAUAGAGCUGGAAGUGGCACGUGAAGCACUGCUGUAAGUAUGCACUUUUAUGUAUCUGAAACUUAUGAUUCAGACUGAUAAACUAGCUUAGUGGAAGGCUAUUUCUGGCACUACAUAUCCCCCGAUGCUGUGCCAGCAUUAUGACUGCAAGAGCAUUAUGGGAGAUGUAGUAAACAUCUGGAUUGCAGAGGAUUGCCAACCCCUCUCCGGCACAUUUAUCAUUGAUUUCUUGCCUCUUCUGAAAAGUUAAAAUGUUAUGUACUGCCGGGAAAAUAAGCUGUAUGUGAAUACACAUCUUAUCUCUUUAAAUCAAAUGGGUUCGUAAUCGCUGUUGUCUUUCUUGCAUUGCAACUCUACGUCUGUUUGAUUUAUUCCAUUCAAAGUAUGGGGGUUUUACCGCUACAAUAGCUCCAGUUAAAUCCCCUGGGAUUGGAGUUGUAAAACUGUCUAGACCCUUUUGUUGAAGUUUGACUAACCUAAAACCUUUGCAAUUUCAGUAAUAUUUCUUUAUUAUUAUUCUUAUUGCAGUAAUCGGACGGGGAGGAGAACAGAUUUCACGGAUCCAGACUGAAUCUGGUUGCAAGAUUCAGAUAGCACCAGGUAAAUCUCUUCCUCAUGUCAGAGACUAUCUCACAACACCAGUUAAAAGGAGCCUGAUCUCCUCAAAAAAGUGACUUGUGACAUUCCCAGCUGUUUGUGUGCACAUUACAUAACUUGUACAUUUGAUUAUUUGAGUGCUAGAUUGGUGAUCUGUGUAUUGUAUUUCAAUGCAAGUAAGCAAUUGCUUUAAAGGGACAUCAGGAUGUGUGCGUUUGAUAUGCAGUAAAAGUAAAUCAAUUUAAGAAAAGAUACUCUACUCUGAAUAUCACUUCUCUACAAGUUAUUUUAGUUUUAAUCUACCUCCUGAUCUUACUCUCCCUAUAGUUUUCGACUGGGAAAUUGUCACACUUGCAUGCUUACUAAAAUGUCCAAGGGUUUAACACAGUGGCAUUUGUGAGUGAGCUUUGCUGUCGUUGAGUUGAUUCUUCUGGGUUGAAAAAUAAUGGGAACACUUGCAUAAGUUAAUGGAAGCCACUGCUGCAUUUGUUAAUGGCGUGCUAUUUGAAGCCGCUUUUCUCAAGUGCGAAAGUCCCUGUUAAUGCCUCUUGGAAUCAGGGAUUCUGUUGGAUAAGGUGAUAUGUUUUUCUUAUACAAAACCUGGACAGCUUUAAACAUGCAUAUUAAUCCAACUAUGUUUUUUUUUUGUUUUUUUUUAACCAUGAGUUUUAAUCUGCAUCAAGGUUGUGCAGGUGCCUUAAGUGUCCCUCUAUCACUGCCUUAAUGUUUAUACUUGCAUCUUUUUUUUUUUUUUUCCUCUACAUUCUUUAGUUUUUAGGACAAAUUUGAAGUCCUAUGCUACAAGCCCGGCUUUAAAAUUUAAGGCUAGUGACAAGUGGUAAUUUUGAGCCCUGUCUCAAGGUUUAUAUAUCUUCAGAGUGCUUUUUAUUGUGUACCGAUAUGCUGCAUUUCUUAGAAGUCUGUUACAAAUCUAGACUUAUUUAUUAGUCAGGAUUCCCUAUAAGCAUAUACUUGUGCGUUAGGCACACUUCAGGGUGUGGACUGAUAAUUAUCUGAGGGGAAUCUGGCAAGCGUUUGACAAUUUCCCAGUCUUUGUAUUCUCAUAUUCAUAUAAUUCACACUGCUUUGUAUUUCGUUUUUUUUUUUUUUUUUAAUGUUAAAUUAUUGUCUUGCAGACAGCGGUGGUAUGCCGGAGAGAUCAUGCGUCUUAACUGGUGCUCCGGAAAGUAUAGAGUAAGUUUUGUGCUGCGUUUCGGUCCCCUCUUCUUUGCUAUGUCCUACUAGGUUUCAUAAAAAUUCAAAAAAUAAAUCUUCCUGGAAAAGGAACACUUGGCAGCAUGGGAGUUAUCUCCAUUAGAAUCCUUUUGUGCAAUAUUUGCUGAUAUAAAAUAGCUAUGUUGCAAAGUGUAAUCUCAGUCAAGUACUCCCCCCAACACACUUUUCCAGCAUGCCACCAUCCCUCCCUCUUCCUUCCCGAAAGCUACAAUCUUGCUUCCACAAUUGCUGUGCUUUUUUUCGCUUGGCGAGCGAACACAAAAAUGCUUAAAAGUAUCACAGCAGGCAGAGGUAAUGCAGUUUUAUUUUUAUUUAUUAUUUUUUUUUCCCCCCCACGCUGGCCCUGUCAUGUGUGCUUGGGAGAGAGCUGGCGCUGGGCAUCGUUGCUCCACCUUUUCUUUAUUUUAAAGAUGCCAGAUUUCGCUGCAUCCCAGCUUGUCUCUGAAGUUUUAAGGGCGUUUCGAAAGCCCCCGUCAUUUUUGCCAGGCUGCUGUGAGCACUGAUCUGGAAUGAGUGUUAUUGGCAACUGCAUAUUACACAGCAAGCCAUAGGGUUUCUGUUUUGUUUUUUUAUAUAUAACCAUUACCCCGUCUCUCUUCCUUUUACAGUGAGUCACUGAGAUUGUGUUUGAGCUACAAAAACAUAGCUGUGACACACAUCAGUCUUAUUUUUCGAUUAAUUUAACCCCAUUGCAACCAGAAGGAAAUGCAUAUUAUGACCAAAACACUUAAAAAAUAAAAAAAAAUAAAAAGUCCUUAAAAGUAUCACAGCACGCAGAGGUAAUGCAGUUUUAUUUUUAUUUAUUUAUUUUUUCCCACGCUGGCCCUGUCAUGUGUGCUUGGGAGAGAGCUGGCGUUGGGCAUCGUUGCUCCACCUUUUCUUUAUUCUAAAGGUUCUGAAGGUGUUGCUAUUUUUAUUCACAGGGUUAAUCACUAAACAUGGUUUUUAGCCAAAAAUAACCAAGUUGGAGAAUGUUUCCAGUUUAACUGUUUUGAUGUAUAAUUUUCAAUUCCCUUGUAAUUUACUACAAUUUUUAGGUUUAGCGAAUAAUUCUGAAUGUGCUUUUGGCUUGUAUAUAAAUGCGUCCUCACGAUUUAAUCUAACCGCUCGCUGCCACAGGAGUACAAUUGUCCAAAUACCAUGUCUUGUAUAACUAGUUUGCACUCAAGUUGUUUGUUGAGAAUGUAUUUGUCUUAUUGUUCAGAGAGCUAUAGAUUAAGCCUUUGUCCUUGCCAGGCCUUACCUGUGCGUACAUCCCAUUACUGUUGACGGCACUCCAGAGCACUAUUCACUGAUGUGCACUUAGUUUGUUUCACGGUGUGGCUAGGUUUUUUGGCUAUUUCAGCUUUAGGAAAGGGCUCCUUAGUGGGUACUGGGAACUGCCUUGAAGCAGUUCAAGGGAAUUAUUAGUUUAUCUAGUAUUAAGAUUUAUUCAUAAUCUAUCUAAUUUCAUUAGGAGUCAUAGGCAGAGUAUAUAUUGACGUUCUGUUCAUCUAACUUAGAAAAAGGAGUAACGAUACGGCAGCGCUAAGUAUCCAUCUAAUGAUGCCAUUAUGGCUAAAGCGGUUUAACAUGUAUAUCUUUUAUAUAACCGCAGCUAUACUUAUUCCCUGCCUACUACCACGUGAGCAAAUUGAUUACUUAAUUUCAACCUCUCCUAAGCAAGAGCUCUUAAAUAAUACUUUGUAAUAAUCUAUUUGAUAUAGUGCGGCAACAUUACCUAGACACAGUGUCCAGUUUUGACACUCCUAUGUGACCUAAAUGUAUUAACUAGUUCUUUACUGACCUUAUAUUGAACAGUGUUCACGUUUGUAAACACUUUUUUUUUCCCUUUUUAAUCUUCGUUAAUAAAUUUCUAUGUUUUUAUCCUAAUGAAGUGGCUUCUACCCAUUUAUAGUAAUCUCAUAGUGAAACUUCCACACUACUGGAUUUCUCUAUUUUUUGAUUCUAUACAUCCAAUUGCUCCCUUUCUCUUCCUGUAGGCAUGCAAAGCGUCUAUUAGGGCAAAUUGUGGAUCGCUGUCGGAAUGGACCUGGUUUCCAUAACGAUAUGGACGGAAACAGCACAGUCCAGGAGAUCCUAAUCCCAGCUUCCAAAGUGGGUCUUGUUAUCGGCAAAGGAGGAGAGACCAUCAAACAGCUCCAGGUAUUUCUCUUCCUACCAUUUAACAGUGACUCAAAGAUACCCUGUCUUUGUGGCACUAGAGCAACAAUGGGGUUAACUGCCCCUACUUGUCAUUUUCAUUACCAGUGCCUUUUCCCUCAUUCAUGUGAAUUUGCUAAUAGUUUGUUCUUGCGGAAGGUAUAAGAGGGCAAUUAUGCUCAGUGUGGUAUUUGCUUUGUGGGAUGUUAAUUUUCAGACGAGUGUUAGCUGUUUCUAAUUGGUACUUAAUUCUCCGUGUUCUGUUACCUUUUUAAAACUGAGAGAAUCUAUUUACCUUUUCAACCUUUCCAGUCCUGAGUGCAGGAGAGGGUCUCAGUCACUUUCCUGAGACUAAUCUUGCGACUAAAACUCUUGAAUGUCAUUUUUUUGAAAAUCUAGCAAAUUAAAGCAUCUGCAACUUCCAUUUUGUGUCUUUAUUUUUCGUAGGUUUUCUGUAAGGGUACUGAAACUGUCACAGCUGCCUUCUAGAAAGGCAGAAGCAUGACGUUUCAUGCAAAUCCCACAAUUCCUUUCUCACCUCGGCCAAUCUGCCCAGAGAAAUACUGAGAGGAGUCAAGGUGCAGCAGAUGAGCAAUUAAGUUUGUGCAUUUGCUAACAUUUUCUGGAACGUAGGAUUAUGGGAAGAUUACUUAGAUUUGCAGAUAAUGUGAAAAUCUGAGUUUUUCUGGAAAUUUCUAUUACCUGAUUUAGCAAAUUGCCUUUAUUUACAAUGUUGUAAGCUACUGGACAAUAUAUAUCUCCUACAUUUUUUUAAAUAAAUGUCUGGCAAGUUUUAGGUACUUACUAAGAAAGCAGGCAGUGGGAUGAUAUUCACAUAUCUAGUGUCAGGUCAAUUAGAUUAGGUAAUAUACCAGGUUGUCAAGACAAAUAUGAGAUUAUAAAAAUAAAUCCUAAAAGUAAUGCACAUUCAGAAAUUUAGAGGGCUGAGUGGCAGUUUCUUCUAUUACAUUUUAUGGAGUAAACGAGUUCAUUUCGUAUUUUGUUGUGAACAUGAAGCUUUUCGCAUUUGCAGGAAAGGACUGGUGUUAAAAUGAUAAUGAUUCAAGAUGGCCCUUUACCAACCGGGGCAGACAAGCCGCUUAGAAUCACAGGCGAUCCUUUCAAAGUACAGGUAUGUGCAUUCAUUCUUUAUUAUGAAAUGUGGUUGUGAUUUUCAGUUGCUGUGCGCAUGCAUGUUUUUAUAAUGACUUUGUCCACCCCUACUGCAAGGAUUAGGGAAGAUUCCCUCUAUAGGAAACACUUUCCUAUUCUUGGGGAAAGUCAUGCAAGACCAGCGACUCUUGAGUGUUUUUCAUGCCAGGAUAAAGGCUAGCACAGAAGAGCACAAUUGUGUUUUGGUGCUGUAAGCUCAUAUUCACUUUUAGCAAAUGCCUAUACAAAGAUGAGAGGCUGGUGCCCCAAGUGCACCCGUCUGUUGUACAACAUGAGAAACUGCUACCCUUCUUAACGCAAUUCUUCACUCUAUUCUUUUAUUCUAUAGCAAGCAAGAGACUUGGUUCUGGAGAUCAUAAGAGAAAAGGACCAGAUCGACUUCAGAGGUGUUCGCAGUGAUUUCAGCUCCAGGAUGGGGGGAGGCAGCAUAGAGGUAAGAAUAAUCUACAGUCUGCCUUUUUGCACCUUUGCAGUAUGCAAUACUAUUCUUGCUUGGAUUUCUUUCAUUAGAAUUUUACAUAUUAACAGGAGUGUCCCAUUUAAAAAAAUAAAUAAAAAAAUUUAAUUUCUAUCAACAGCCUUUUAACGUUUUUUUUGUUGUUGAAUUUUUACAUCACUGGGGUUUGUUCCCUUUAGGACAUUGGAAUCCAGAUUGGCUUAAGCCACUUUAACCCUGGUUUGGAAUAAUAUCCCCAGUUAUAUUAAAAUCCUCAAAUAGGGCAUGGGGAGAGGUGGUCCAGUUUUCACCCCUCCUAAAUAUUGGGAGUUCAUAAAGACAUGUUUUCAAUCCCCUCUUCUGUGUCCUCAUAUCAAACGGUCUGCAGGAGGCACACUACAUCUAAAUAGACCCACCUCCCUCUUUACCCCCCUUUAAAGGAGAUAUAUCAUACCACUUUAAUUCAAGGCUACUGUCCAUCACUUUUGGUGACCCCUUCCACUCUCCAGCUAGUCGCUAAUGCUUUAUAACAAAGGCAAGCGUUUCCAGACGGUAUCCCUUCCCCAAAUGUUUAGGAAUACUCCCAUAAUAUUCUGAUAGUCAUAUACAAACAGUUCUGGAAGUUAUUGUUCAAAGCCACAGGAGCUAAAGGAUGCACUGUUUAAUCCACACAUUACAUAAUCCAAAGGUGUAAAUGGCACUCGAUAUGUACUAACUUGUUUGUUUUAUCAGUAUGCAGGGCUAUGUAGACCCAGGGUGAAUGCUUGCUGUGUUAUUCUCCAUAGGCACUAAACCCAUCUUGUGUUACCGGCCAGGUCUCCGUACCAAGGUUCGCUGUGGGAAUUGUAAUAGGAAGAAAUGGGGAGAUGAUCAAAAAGAUUCAGAAUGAUGCGGGAGUGAGAAUUCAAUUCAAACCAGGUUUGUGAUCAUUUCUGUCCUCUGUAGGGUCUGGUCUACAACACUCUACGCAGUACUGGCAUUGUUAAAACAUUGUUUUUUAUGCAUUAAGAUAAUGUGGAUAUAAUUGAUAUGUAUGCAAACGGGUUGUUGAUCCAAGGAGAAAUUGGAUUACCAAUAUGGGUUUUAAAGUAGAACCUGAUGGACCUAUGUAACUCUAACAUGUGGAACUCAAAAAAAUCUACCUCUAAUUAACAAACAUAUGUAGCCAUGGUAAUACACUCGCUUAAGUAUUACCACAGUACAACUUACAGAAUGUGCACAAAUCUUUGUUUACAUUAUAUAGAAAAAAAAGGAUUUAAAAAAAAAGUAAACAUUUUUAAAUAGGGGUUUUUUUUUAAAUUUGGGAAAAAUUCUCCCCUUUUGGGAAUAUGCUUAAACUAUUUGUACAAAUAUAAAUGCAUACAGAAAUGAAUGAACCACAUAGAUCACUCUACUUAUACAUUUGUAUUGUAUAUAAAGCAAGAAUUUCUCAGGAAAUAAAUUCUUGUAACAGCAGAAUUAUGUAGAGUUGCUUUAAACUUUGAAAAUGUCUCCAUAUUCCUGAAGGUUUGUUCAAAAAGUUAAAGAAACUGCAUCCUUAAAAACAAAAUUCCUUUGAAUGCUAUAAAGUGCUCCACAACAGUUAAUGUAUCAAAAUCAACAGAAAUGGAGAGAAAUUAGAAAAAUAAAAUUGUGUGGUGGUACGGGGACGGGGGGACUUGUUUUAACUAUUUUGUACAACGAGUACUGUUUAUACACAUUUGAAAAAAACGUAACCAAAAAAAGGUAAGAUUAUUAGCUGAUCUACAUAUAGUUCACAAAAAGGGUGACUCACCUAUACAUUGCUGAUAGUUUGAGGGGGGGGGGAAAAUCACAUGUGAUAUGUCAAGCAUAAUCUUAAUAUCGAAAAGGGGGGGAAAUAUUGUGAAGAAUUUGACACACACACUUAAGUUAUAUAUAAAGCUUAUCUAUUUAGAGCAAACAGUCUUUUGAAAAGGUUAGAUCUCACCCAAGGGCUGGGAACCAGGGCUGCUGGCUUGAAGGUGUGUGUUCUUUGUGCCUUGAGGGCCGCAUGUUUUGGACUUGUUGGUUCCUUCAAUGGUUCUGGAGGAGCAGAAGAACAUUUUAGCUUAAUGUACCUUGUUACUACCCCCCGACUUCCAAGCAGACAACUGACCCUGUGACUUCCUGGUUGUUUAUCAGUGGAUAAAUCUCAAGAGGUAACAAUUGCCCAGAGCACCUGCAUUGCAAAGAUAUUUCUCAUUGAGUUACAUUGGCAUGUCUGAUUGGACAGCCACAAAAAGUCUGGGUGGGGUUAAGAGGGGGGCUUGUAUAGGCUUCAGACAAGAUUUGAAGCUUUUGCAAGCUGUUAUUAGAUACAACUCCAAUGAAAACGAGAAUAAAUAAUUUUAAAAAAGCAUGCAAGUUUUCAUUUGGGGUAUAUCUACUAAACCGUGAUAUUUGGGAAGUGGAGGGGGUGGAGUUUUGUAAGGUGAAACAAUAAGGACGUACCUUAUUAAGAUAGAACAGUGUAUGGGGUUUAUUUAGCUUAGUGGUUCCUAACCACUAAUCCACGUGCUAUUUUACUAAGUUUCCAAUGGUUGGAACAGAAAAAUUUAUAUUACAGUGAAAGGUGUUUUGCAGAAUUAGCUUUGAGAUAUAUACAAUAACAGAAUGAGUCACCAUGUUAAUUCCAAAUGUCAUUUGUGGCACUUAAAGCUGAAGUGGGAGGAGGGAUUAAGGAUUUAGUUGUAGUGUGUUUAGGGUUUAUUAAAGAGUACCUAGUAAUAUCAAUGUAUGCUUUUUUUUGAGUAUAAAAAAAUCUGUCAAUACACUGUGCUGGCAAAUUUGCUAGAAAAUGUAUAGCUUGGUUUAAAAAUAGGUUUUUCUCCCACCAAUCAGUCGAUUCUUUGGUAAAGACUUUGUGUUAAGGAAUUGAGUGAUGGAGAGCAGAACACACUUCCCACCAAUGGUCCUUAUACUCUCCAAGCACAGCAACCACAGAGCAUGCUCUGUAUUUGCUAUGGUAACUCCCUAAUUGACGCCGUUACCGCUGGUCAGGGAGUAUAGGAAUCGAGUGAUGACCCUUCGUUCAGACUCCAGCAUCACAUAUUAGGUUUGCCCUGGUUGAGACACUGAUAAGUGAGUGUUACAUGGACAAGUGGGGACAAAUAGACCACAGCUUUGCUAAUGAAGCUUUUCUAUUUUAUUUUUUAUUUUGUCUGUGGUUUUCAACACUUGCUACAUAAGAGGUCAGUAACUUACAGACUUCAAUUUGCAAAUAUGAAUGAUAUUCUUGUAUAUUAAAGAGCUUAUUGCCCAGCCCUCUGCUAAACACUUGCUAUGUGUGCAUUUAAAAGAUGCUUGUGAAAGGACAGAAAGGGAUACCCGAUUAUUCCUUGUUCUAUCCACUUUGUUUACGUUCUACAUUCUAUGUAUGUAAGAAAAAAUCCUACUGGUUUGUUAGCAAAGCAGGCCGUUCCAUGAAGAGUUCUGCUAAAUCACAUUUGUAUCUCGGCAGAUCUGUUUAUUGCAAGUGGCUAGGUUACUUUUUUUUUGUUUUAGUUAUAUACUUUGUACUUGCCUCCUGCAGAUGAUGGAAUCAGCCCUGAGCGAGUGGCGCAGGUAAUGGGCCUCCCUGAGCGAUGUCAGCAUGCUGCCCAUAUAAUUAACGAGCUCAUUAUAACAGCACAGGUGAGUGAUAUAGAGAAACUUGGUUAUAUGUUGGGAUAUCCCAUGAAUAUUUACUCCAAAACACUUAAUUUUUACCUAUAUUCCAUUGUCUGCAUGUGAUAACAUACAAGGCAGUUGUUCUCUCCAUUUUCUUAUACUGAUCAACGUGGUUUGACUUUUUAGCUGUAUCUAUAAAGAUGUCAAGGAUGAUCCGUGUUUUUCUUUCUGCCUUAAAGGGACUCUCCGGCUCUCUAAAGCAAUUUAACCUGCUGUGUGAAGAGUAUGUGUCCUGUUUUUGAAAAGUCUGUGAUUGGACAGGCACAAAGUUUUGUCUGGGGAUGAACGGCGCAAAGGCUUUAAAGCUUCAGACAAGGGAACUGCAUCUUUUGCAAGCCGUUUUUAUAUAUUCCCCUAAUGGGAAUUUUUUUUAUAAAUGCAUGUUUUCAUUUGGAUUAUAUCUACUAAACCAGGUGUAGGCAACCUUCGGCAUUCCAGAUGUGAACUACAUCUCCCUUGAUGCUUUGCUAGUAUUGUUGGUGUUAAGAGUAGUAUGGUAGCUCUGGAGUGCUGCAGGUUACCUACCUCUGUACUAAACGUUUUUUUAUGAAACCAAAAGCAAUAUUUUGGCAGUGUAGUGUCCCUUUAAGGCCAACGUGGUUGUCUACUUUUAGGUCACCUUUGUUUGAGUUUGAGUUUUUUAUGCUUUUUUUUUUUUUAUGUGCACGGCUUUGCCAAGGCAAUCCUUUGCAUGUCCCCUUAUCACUCAACAGGUUCUUUGUGUCAUUCACACAUGUUCUUAAAGCCUUAUUGAAUACAAAUAAGCCUAAAAUACAAAAAUAAUUCCUUUCCUCUGCUGCAGGAGCGUGAUGGUUUUGGAAGCCUUGCUAUGGCCCGUGGAAGAGGGCGUAGUCGUGGCGAUUGGAAUAUUGGUACACCUGGAGGAAUGCAGGAGAUCACGUACACUGUGCCAGCAGAUAAAUGUGGACUGGUGAUUGGCAAAGGUAGGAAAAAAGAUGUGGAAACAUUCCUUUUUGCACAAACUAUAUUGCUGUGUUAGAGUGAAAAUAGUGGUCUUGCUAGUUGUUGGUACCUUGACUCCAGUGGCUGGUUGUUCUAGGCUGGCAUCAAGAGUGGAUAUAGUUUCAGAUUGAACAUACAGCUAACAUUUAAUAUCUAAGAGCUUAGUAAUUGUCUGCCUUCCUUUUAGCUAAUUUUAUCUGAUUCUGUUUUUUAUCUUGGGCCUGUUUCACCUUCAAAAUCUCUAAUUUUUUUUUAUUUUUUUUAUAAUUUUCUAAAAUUGAAAGUUACUAUUAUUAGCAGAUUCUGACUGAAGCUUCCAAUGCUAAAUAUGCAGAAAAUAUUUGCUGGCAUAAGGACUUUUGUCAAAUCAACACUUAUAGGAACACUGUAGUCACCACAUGGAACCUUGGGUGCCAGGUUCUGUAUCACUACCGCAAGGUUUACACACAUUUAGAAGAUUCUCAGCCAUUUCAUCAUUAAAUGCUCGGUUUCAGGCAGAGAUGGAGCUAUUCACCACUCUCCACCAUACAAGGGCUUGAAGGCAGUGAUUGGCUGAAAGCAUCAGCUGAGCUUUUUCAGACCGUAACUGAAUGGGUAAGGCGUGAGAUAGAAGCAUAGCUAUGUCACUUUAUGGUAGGAGGCCAGGCUUCGGGCUUCCAUAGAACAACGAAUAUCUACUGAAGGGGAAAUAAUGGUGCAGGCUCUGAGUUCUGCAGACUCCAAACACCAUAACUACUUUGAGCUUUUGAAAUGGUUGCGAUGCCUUCAGUUAAAGAUUUAAAUAAAGAAUGCAAUUUAAUUGGUUCACUGCAAUUCAAAGCUAUGUUUUAAAAGGCAGUAUAACAACUUCAUCUGAUUGAAGUGGUUAUGGUGACUGGCGUCCACAGGUGCCAGAUACUGCAUCUUUGUUAAAUGUUUUAUUCAGUGUUUAGCAGAGAUUCUUGGUUCCCUGCAGCCUGGCCCUCAAUUAUAUUAUAGAGGUGGUUUUAUGCUGAUACCAUACCAAUUUGUACCAGGGAUUGCAAGUGCUAAACUGAUAGAGCUCUUAGCCUAUCGCUACCCGUUACCAGUGGUAUAAAGAAUCUCUAUCUUUGCUAUAUUGUAAUUGGAGGUUGGCAGCCAGGGCAUAAGCAUCUUUGCCAAACAGUGAGUAACUUAUUUUGAUGUGGGAUCCAGUGUCUGCAAACUACAGGGCACCAUACUUACUCCAGCCAAAAUUCUUAUGGUGCCUAGUGUUUAAGUGUAAGGGGUUUCUGUAUUCAGGCUUGCAUUGUCGCUGAUUUUCCCUCUUGUACCCUGGAACCUCUUCCAAAUUAUUUGUAGGUAUGGAGUAAUCCCUAUUGAUUGCUAUCCUGGAACCUUCAAAGGUCAUGUUACCUGUACACAUGAAGCAUAGUUACUGGCUAAUUUUAUAUUUGAGCAUAUGGAAUGUAUACUACAUUACGUUAGAUAAUCUUGUUGGGGGGCACCAUUCCCUAGUUUGGAAUGGUGCCAAUGUCCACAGUUUUUUGUUUUUGUUUUGGGUUUUUUUGUACUGUACAGUAUAAUUACUUUUGGUAGUUUUUGAUUGUUUUUUAUUUUUUGGGGACAGCAGUGUGGGUAGAUGAAUUGUUAAAUGCAAAAUUUAAAUUCAGAGUAGUAAAGUCUUGCUAAAAUGUAACCUGCAGUGAAUGUUUUUUCCUUAUUUGGAACAAACAUUUUGGCUAAUGAUUGUCAAAAAUUAAAAACGUAUUUUAAACUUGUCACAGAAGAUGUUUAACUUAACCUCAUAGAAGCCAGUUUAAAGCAUUCCUGCUGCGGGAACGAGCAAAACAGAAGUUCUUGGUGUUUGAGAGGUCUGCCCUACUUCUUUUCAUGAAUCAGUCAAAUUUCCAUGAUAAACCCCGUCAAUGACAGAAGGGACUGACAGCCCAAAUCUGUCCACUCUGCCUUUUAGCUGCCAUGAUUAAUUGCUUUACGAUUUUCCAUCCAGCUGGGGGGGGCUGGUCUUCGAGAUCAAAAGUGGGGGCAAUGCGUAGCUCCCAGCACCUAUUCUCUAUCCUCUGGCCAGUAUGUAUGAGUAGUUUGGAAGGAACUCCCAGACAGCACCACAAUCUCAGGACAACCUUGCCUUGUGGUGUAAAGUAAUAGUCAAGGUUAUCCUAAACACAGCAAGAUUGUCAGUUCAGAAAACUACAUUGUCACACUGUUUCUAGUUGAGAGUCAAGGUUUUUUUUCUGUAUUGUUAUACUAAAUUAAAUAACCAAAUAACAUUUGCUAGAUUUCAAGGUUGUAGAUGUUUCCUAACUCAAUGGUGCUACUCAUCCUUCAUACUCCACUCCCCGCCAUUCUAGUUUGUGAGAAUCUGUGGAUAACAUAUAAAGUUUUUUGAAAGCUCUGGCAACUUCAUGGAGAAGUUAACUUGUUUUAUGUCUAUGCUAUACUGCCCCCACUUCCAGCACAAUAGUUUUAAGGCCAGCGAGCCAUUCCUAUAAGUAGCGUGAAAUUCCUGGCUGUAAACUAGCUUUUCUGGGGUUUUACAGGACACUAAUUACGAGGGCAGUUAACACACUGGUUCAACAAAUGAUAAUCAAUUUUUACUUUUCCUGUGAGUGCUGGCCGCUGCUGUUAGGCGUUAAUUUAUAUUGUUGAGAGACAGAAAAAAAAAAUUGGUUACUACUGAGGCAUUCUAUAAUAACGUGGGGCUGUAAAAAAACACUGGUUUUGGGGUUAAAAUUUUAGCUCCUUCGUUGCCAUGACAUUGCAAUUUAAGUGGCUGAAAUCGUUAUCCGUAUAUUGUUAGGGCCGACCGGGCCAAACAAAUGGAUGUUUAACUUAUAAUUGACCUUACAUUUGUUCAGAAGUUUAGUGCAUGUGAAUUGUCAAAUUUGAAAUAAUGCAAACUUUAGACACCAGAGUCAGUGUUCUGGAAGUACCGUGAUUUUGCAGGAACAGUCUUUUGGUUUCCAUGUUGAUUGCUAAAUGUAUUUUAUUUUUAUUUUUUUAGAACUUUGCUCAGAAUCCUACUGAUGUGAUGUCCUAAUUUAAACACUUAUUUUUAAUCUGCCAUUUGUUUGCCAACAUACUAUAAUACUGUUAUAUAUAAAUGUCUUCAAAAUCUAGUGUGUUUAAACCAUUGUAUGGCACAUGACACUUUGAUUGUCAAACUUCUAUCUAUCUCUAACUUUGUUUGUCAAUCAAUCAAUGCUUGUACAUAUAGAUAUCAAAUGUGCUGAGAACUUUACUUUAACGAGCUAUAAUAUCAUGCCUAUAGAAUUAAUCUCACCUGCUGUUUGUAGUGAUUGCUUUACUGCAGUGAGCUAUCCCAGGCACAUGGCCCUUUGCCUUGCUAGAAAACUAAAAGAUCAACGUUAAAAUGCAGUACCAGGUCCAGUGGCAUGUUUGUCUUUGAGCUGCUGCUUCAGCUAUUUAGAAAUAUGGAGUGCUCAGAACAGAUGCCACAUCAGUAGCAGUCUGGUCCCUGAUUCAGUUUCCUGGGAAUGGCAUGUUUGAGUUUGGGUAACAAUUUGUACUUGAACUAAUGACUGGGCCAUUCAGAAGUUGCUAGUCAUUAAAGUAAAGGCCUGUUUGGAAGUGUAAUGACUCUUUGUGUGAUGCCGUGUGUCUAGCCCUGUUCGUUGGGUGUGUAACAGAAACCGUGUCAUAAUUGAUUAUUCUUGGUCUGUACUUGUUUGAUGGAUACAUUCUCCUCCAUAUGGCUGUGGAGACAACCUACAUUGAAGUACUUUGUGUAUACCACCUCCUUUUUCUUAACCCCGUCCCAGUGCCUGGAGCAUUCUUUCAGCUUUGACUGCAAAUCCUUCACACAUUCUGUGUAUGUAUAAAUACACAUACCCCCUCUCUCCCCCCCACACACACACACACACACACACACACACACACACACACACAUACAUAAUUUUUAGUUUUCAGUUUUCAGGCAGACUUAUCAAAAUAAAAAUAUAUAUAUGGUAACAGUGAUUUGCAGAUCAUUGUUCAAGUGACGAUUCAUCUGGUUUGAUUGUCUCUACAAUGGAAAAAAAUUAAAUUGAAAAACAGCUUGUUUAUACUUUUUUUUUUUUUUUUUUCUCUUUGCCUGCAGGUGGUGAAAAUAUCAAAAGCAUAAACCAGCAAUCAGGGGCCCAUGUCGAGCUCCAGCGAAAUCCUCCUCCCAAUACAGACCCAAGUGUACGGAUAUUCACCAUCCGAGGCGUCCCACAACAGAUUGAGCUGGCAAGACAUCUCAUUGAUGAGAAAGUCGGGGUAGGUUACAUUUGGCAUUAGAGGUGUCAGUUUUUCAUCUCCAACUUAUUUUAUUUUUUUCCUAAGCAUGGGCACAGUUAGGCAUUUAGGGAUGGGGUUGAGGGAAAAUAGACUUAAAUAAAUUUCUACCAAAAUAGAUUGCUCUGGAUUUUGUAAAAACAGACUUGUUCCCAUUUUGCGUUGCAGUUGCACAGAUUGAGCAAUUUCUGGAGCAGGUUAUUUUCAAGCAUUCUGGAACGUGUUUAUCCAAAAAUAGUGCUCCAGCUAUUGAACAGCAACUGCUCAUGGGGUGGCUGUUUUUGUUUAGUUUUUUUGUAGUUCUUUAUUGGUACCCUGCUCAACUUCAAUGGUUCUGAACAAAUCUUUUAAAUUCCUGGCCAAUUGGAAAUUGGGGGAGAACAUUCGCCUUAUUCCCUUAUAACGGCAAUAUCCAUAGAACUUGUUUCUAUUGGAGGUCAUUACAAAGUAAUGUUCUAGAUGAACAGUACUGCUUGGCUGUUUACUUUCAUUAGAUCUGUCAUGUUGAUUCUCCUUGGCGUUCUUUGCAAACAUCUAGCACCUUACUACAUUUAAUACUAACUUUUUUUUUCUUUUCUUUUUUUUGUAGGGUACAGCAAUAGCUGCCACCAGCAGUUUCGGCCAGAGUCCUUUCAACCAGGCACAUGCAACACCUCAUCAAAAGUAAGUUUGUAGUGCUGUGAUUCUCUGAUGCACGUCUUUGCUCUGUUGAACAAGAUGUGUCCAAUUGUAUUUGAUGAGAACAGGAUACUAAGAUAGUGUACGUAGCUUCCAAAAAAAUCUGUUUUGUCCUUUUUCAGGUUCCACUAAAGUUCUAAUAAAAUUGAGUAGUAAAAUGAACGUGUUGUGUGUUUACCUAAUUUAUCAUGUUAGUUGGAUGUAUACAUCCCAACUGGUGCCCAAUAUGUAGGGCUCUUAGUGUAAAACACUAUUCUGUAGGCUUGACUGUUAAUAAUGGUCUGGAUUUUUAGCGAUAAACUCAGUUUAUCGUAUUGACUGAGGCCUGACAUGCCACUUAAAGUAAUUUUAUGUUCAACUCUGCUUCCAUCUGAUUAUAUUACAACUGAUCUAUGUAAAGUGCCCUUCAUAGCAGCUUUCAAUAAGAAUUGAUUACCUAUAUGUAUAUGCCGAGUUGAGAUUGAAUAUUAAUGGACUUGUGCCCUUCUUUCCCCUCCAGUGGUCCUCAGGCGUUUGUUACCCAGGGUUGGGGCAGCACUUACCAGGCAUGGCAGCAGCCUGGGCAGCAACUUCCAGGUGAGUUACAUACUGUAGAUUUAACCUGGCAAGUCAGUGGUAAUUAUUUUCCAUUUGGAUUACGCCCUGUACUUUUAAAUGAACAUGACGAUCACCAUGACCACUACAGCCGCAGGAGUGCCCUAGCACCCUUCUAUAGUAGUAGAAGUAGUCAGUCUGUUCAAGAACAGUUUGACUGCUUACCUGGGGUUCGCCAGGUGCCUGCAGCCGCCUCCCUUGAUGUCGGAAGUUCCUUUACUGAGCUAAACUCUCCAGUGCCCUAGUGGUUAUGGUGCAUUAAUUGUUCCUUUAUGAGCCCACUAUACCUACUAACAAAUAUGCAUUUCUGUCUGGUUUUUGGCUGGUUGAGCAUAAUGGGUGCCAUUCAACACUUAUUUAAAAAAGCAGUGCUCAAGUGUUCUUUAGGAAGUGAUGGUAGUUAAUAGCAUAAUUGAUUAGGUAACAUAGUACAGUUUUGUGCAUUAUACUACUUCUCUACAGAGGGAUUUGGAUAAAUUAGGGGACUGGCUGAGCAAGUGGCAGAUGAUUCAAAUGGAUAAAUGCAAAGUAAUUCAUUUUGGAAAAGAAACGCACACAUUUAAUGAGGGUGAGUUAGGGAUCGCGUAAAUGAGAAGUAAUUUAAGAAUGAUAAAUUACAAACUAGGCAACAGUAGGUAAUGCCGGUCUGCCAUUGCAAAGGCUACCAAAGUGUUGUCAUGUAUAUUAACUUGUUCAAAAUAGAAUUUUGCCUCUUUGUAAAUGAAUGGUAAAAUCCCACCUUGAAAAUGCGGUGCAUUUUUGGGCACCAGUUUUAAAAAAGGACACUGCAGAAUUAAAAGUAGGUGAGCUACAAAAUUAAAAAGGGGGAUGGAAAACUUUAGUUAUAAGGAAAGUCUAGAAAAACUGAAUGUGUUUUGAAGGGCUGAUCUCAAUGCAAUGCGUCCUAUGAGAAGUUUGUAAACAAGCCUGAGCUUUCAUUCACACUUGUGUUCCUUUAGCCCCUUAAAGGACCACUAUAGUGCCAGGAAACACACUUGUUUUCCUGGCACUAUAGUGUUAAUAGGUCCCCUCCUCCCGCCGGGCUCUAGGGGAAGGAAAGGGUUAAACACUUACUUUUCUCUAGCGCUUGGCUCCCAAGCUGCGCGUGCAUUCAAUCAAUAGGAAAGCAUUUCUCAAUGCUUUCUUAUGGGCGCAAGCAUCGUCUCACUGUGAAAAUCUGUGAGAAGCGCGGAUCUGCCUCUAGCGACUAUCAAUGAGAGCCACCAGAGGCUGGAUUAACCCUCAGUGAAACAUAGUUUCUCAGAAACUGCUAUGUUUACAGCUGCAGGGUUAACCCUAGAUGGACCUGGCACCCAGUCUGGGUGUCUAUAGUGGUCCUUUAAGGACACAGCUUCAGAAAUAAAAGGGAAUGACAGAAUUUCCGUAAUGUGUCCUUAAGGGGUUAAAGAUCCAUGCUCUCUGAUUAUAUUUACUUUAGUCUAUGCCGUUUCCAAGGUAAAAUGGACUGCUGUCUCUCUUCCACCUACGCAGCCAUUCUCCACCUAAUGGAGAGAAGUACCAUUAAGUGUAGCUGCCGUUAUGUCACUCAGUUGAAAGUACUGCGCCUUGUGUUCCUAGAGGAAGAGAAAUUGGUGUUAAUAGGUUGAGUUACAAUCCAAUGCAUCUUGCAGGGAGAUUAUCACAAUAGUCACUGGUGCUUUAAUGACCAUUUGACAACCUUGUAUAAUCUUAGUAAAUGACAGGAGCUGUGUUAGAAAUGUAAAAUAGAAUUGUUUUGCUGGCAGGUUUCUGCAAUUGCUCUCUGAAAACAUGACACAUUCGUCUAGGCUUUGAAAAGUUCAAGACACAUUUUAUCUUUUUACUUAACAUCAUUCUGUUGGAUGUGUACCUUCUGUUGAUUAGACGCUGCUUUAUUGAAAUGCUAGGGUAUACUUUAUAGCGAACACAGUCUGCUGUCAUAGGCUGACCUAUUGCAGGAAAUCAUAGCACUUUGCAUCCACACAGCACCCCCGCAGUGGAUCUUCCAAUGCUACUUACCAGAUUUUGCUUCAUUUUACAUUAAAUAAGCGAUGUACUUGACAGUUUCUUCCAUUAUCUGUAAUGUACAGUGAUCUAACGCUGUAGUUAUAAAUGUCAACCAAAACAGUUAUUAAAUUCAUCUGCCUUUGUGAUAUAGCUAUAUCUAUAUAGCUAUACACAGUGAUUUGUUUUUAUUUUUUUUAGUCUAAAAUUCUGCCUUUUUUUGCCUACACUUUGCAAGUUUAACGUGUAGUGAAUUAAAUUACUCUCCUCUCAUUCGAAUUCGACUUAUUUGAAACAUUUCUAGGUUUCUCCAACUUAAUAGUCAUGUAAGCCAAAUCAGACUUGUUGACUUGACCGUCCUUGCUAAAGGGAGCACUCUGAUAAAUUUGUGCAGUUUUUGGACAAGGAACAUCUAGGCUCUGUGUAGGUUUCUUGCAGAGUCAAAUCACGCUGAACACGCCGGUGGGCUAGACAGUUUUCUACUUUGGUAUCCUGUAUAGAAUGCUGCUGGCCUGCUCUUUGUUACAUCUACCUCAUUGUUUGUAGCUCAUCUCUUUGCAAAACCAGAGGGGAGCGUCUGUAAACCAUUCAUGGCCCAACUGGUGAACUAAUUGAGCGAGUCCUUUCUCCUCCCACUCUUUCCUUAAUAAGUGAUCUAAACAUUUAGGUUUUAUUGCCUUUUCAGCCCCCCACCCCCUUUACCUUCUGUAUUAAAUACCCAAUGAGGUGAAGCAUGCCGGCUUGCAGUCCAUUAAUUGGCGUGUCCCUCAAUGACUUGCUGAUGAAAGCCAUUCACGGGGGUCCUUUUUGUUCAAAUUAGCAGGUGGACACUUUGUAUGACCCUGAGCCAUGCACAAUGGGGACAGGGGGCUGACUUGUGGCAUUGGUCAUUUCUCAAACCGCCCUUUAGGGUUGCUACUCCAGAAUGCUGGCUUGGGUCUUUCUUUUUCUUCGUUAAAUGAGCAUUCAUGCAGCAUGUUCCUUUUUAUUUCAAAUACUGCAAAUCUAUUAUAGAUUGUGUUUAAUGGGGAAAAUAGAGAAGAAAAAUAUCCUGGUUCGCUAUCAUCUCCCCUGUCACAAUCUGUCCUGCAAGGGGACCCAGUCCAAGUUAGAAAAGAAGGCUAAUUAUCCGGGAUUGAUUGUUAUAGCCUUAAGCCGUUGAACUGACCAGUUUUUGGUCUUGUAAUGGAGCACUGAGACUUGUACAGGAGUUUAUUUGCUAUGGUGGGAAUUGAGGAUCACCGACAUGGGAAUUACACAUUUUAAGGCAAAAUCUCACAAAUAGUAACUAAAUUCUUAAAUUCAGCCAUUUGUCCUGUUUUAGCCUAAAAUGUAAUGUCAAUUUUUCGGUUUUCCUCCAAUUCUGUGGCAAAUUUAGUGCAAAUAAAACUAGUGAUCCCAGUCUGUGAACAUGUGCAAUUUGUGAAAGUGGAAAUACUAUAUCAUAUGUCUAGGUGCAGAAUUGACUCCAGCAAAAGUGUAAUAUCAAAUGUCUGAAUAACACCAAAGGUGUCUAUUUUCCGCAAAUUGCUUACAACAGUCUGGUAUAAAUCCUAUUGUUCCAGGAGAGCCUGCUCCAUGCAUAUUAUCCAUUGCAAUCAUAAAUUUCUUUUGCUUUGCUUGCUGAUCUUUUUUUGUUUUGGUUUUUCCAAAUUGCUGCUUAUGUGUGUUUGAAUUCUCCCUUUGGCUAUAUGUGAGGGUUACCUAUGACCAGUGGUGUAUAUGUUAAAUUGAUGAGACUGACUGUACUAAGUGGGAAGCAGGAGAGCUAAAAUAAGUUCCUGCUGAGGAACUUCCGGCGCUCUCGGAUGGUAGUGGAGGCAGGGAGCAGCGAGCAGCAGACAUCUGGUAAAAAGUCAAACUGUUUAAAAACGGUUUGUCUCCUUACAGUGGGGUGGCCAGAGUAUUAAUGGCACCAGAACCACUUCAGAAAGCUUUUGUGGUUAUGGUACUUGGAGCGUUCCUAUGACAUUUAAUACUAUUUCACCCAGUUGCAGUAGUGCCCUCUCCAUUUCCUGCUUUACAUCCCUUGCAGGGCAGCUGUGUUUUGGUACGGUGGGUCAUGUGACAUUUGGCUGUUGAGAUGUAGUCAUCACCAACAGUAGUUUGACAGCUGCUAAUCUACCUCGGGACGUCAGACAGUUGACUGCAUUUCCCAAGAUUGCUUGGCCAGCCUUAAAACUUAGUUUGUGUCUGUGCAUUGGUUGCACGGCAUACCAAAGAGACAUUCAAAGCUCAACAUUGUCACGUGUUAAUGCUGCAUUUUAGAGAGAGAGGUUUUAAAGAUGUUCUAAAGAAAUCGUGUAAUUAAGUUCAUCUUCCCACCUGCUCACCUCUACAAUCCUUCCUGCAUACAGGUCAGCAAAGCCAGCAGCAGAAUGCUCAGCCAGAUUAUAGCAAGGCUUGGGAGGAGUAUUACAAGAAGCAGAGUAAGUACACAGCCAUUGACAAGUUAAGUCCUUGGUACAGUGAUGGUAGUCAUACCUUAAUUACCAGAAUAGUUUUAACCCAUUAAAGGGAUGCUCCAACCCAAUUUUUUUUUUUUUUUUGGAAACUUUAUUUUUCUACAUAAAAUACUCUUGGGCACUAUUUAUUCGAUCCUCUCCUACAUUUUGCAGUAAAGCCUGCAAAAAGAAGGCAUGUUACCUGGAAACCAGCGCCAUGGACAAAGCUUCUAGCGCUGCCGUCCACUCAUCCAACUGUCAGCAGAGCCUUGCGUUGUCCAAUCAAAGUUUUCUCACAGAUACGUUUUUGCUUGGACUGGUUCAUAGCGCAUGCGCGAGCACUGAGCCAACGUAGGGAGCGGAUUUUCAAUUUAAAAAAAAGAAUAGUGCUGAUGUAUUGAGAACCUCAAUAAGUCCGUUGCCAGAUAGACGUAUCUUUUUGCAUAGAGUUGACAUUUGUCAGUCCAGUCACGUGUUCCGGGGAACUAAACCGUGCAGCGUAUCAAGCUGCAACAGUGCACAUACAGACUCCUACCACACUGACCACUUCUAAAACUGAAGUGGUUAAGGGCGAUGGAGUAACCCUUUAAGCGUCAGGUAGUCAAAAUAGGAUCCUUCUGUGACUGUAGAUCUGUGUUUUUUGUAUUUUGUUUUGUUCUGCUUUGUGUUGUCAGUUUUACCCUAAGGAUUGCAUAGUCCAUACUGUGAUGAAUUGUCAUUGGUUUUUAACUUCCUAGCAGUGCACGCUGAUAUGCUUUGGCUUAAUUUUUAUUGGCUUGUUGUGUGCAGCCUUACUUUCAAGAUUGAUUUAGUUCCCUCUUUAGUGUGGGAAACUAAAUUGGAAGCUUGCAUGCGUGUAUUUAUAAUCUCAUGAGAGUGUUUUUUUUUUUGUUUUUUUUCCCCAGAUGUUUUAAUUUUCUGUUUCUUCUCUUCUUUUUAGAUCAAGCUGCCACAGCCACCUCUCAGCCAAGCUCACAACCAGACUACACGCUUGCUUGGGCCGAGUAUUAUAGACAGCAGGCUGCUUAUUACGGGCAGUCAUUGGGGCAGACUCAAACCCAUAGCCAGGUGAGUAGCACUACAAUGUAAAGCGGUCUGUCCUUUUAUGUUAGCCUUACGUUGUUAGUAUGCUAUCCAAAAUAAACUACUGCUCAUUUUAAGUGCUACCUCUGUCCUAUUGCAAGAAAUAGCAUCUCACAUCUUCAUUAUAUUAAAAAAAAAUAUAUAGAUCUGUCUGUCUUCCUCCUCCAACACUGGGGUUCACACUGUAAAUAGUUCAACAGCUGAAACCUAGCUUAAUCCAAACCAGAAAUUAGAGCCUUAACCAGCUUAGAUAGCUGGGGUGUGACAACCUUCCUCUGUGUUCAGCUAUGGAAUUGUAUGCAGUUUGAAAUCAGUAGGAAAUUCUGUGAAUGGUUCAAGCAGGGCAGGUUUUUUUGUUUUGUUUAGAUUUUUUUAAUUUGUUUUGAGCCAUAACAAUUAUACAUGAUGACUCAUCCCUUUUUUGUAAAAAUAAUCCCUCCAAUGAUUUUCUUUAAAUUUGGUGCUGACCCAUGUAUCGCCGAUUUUAGGUCUAAGAUUUUCUGUAUGUAAAUAAAUGUCAGACAUCUGGUAUAAAAAUAAUUAUUAAAAUCAAAUCUGCAAAGUUGUGAAAAAAAAAAAUUCUGCAUGGACCAGGACGGCUGUAGAAAUAACUCUCUAAAGUAAAGUGAUUUUUAACAAAUGUGCAAGCUUUUUCUGGAGGGCCAUCCAUCCAGAACCCUACCACAUUGCUAGUGCAGGCACUUAUCUGAGUUGCCUUACUGGGGUUUAGUCAGGAAGUCCAUUACAUAACGAAAAGGUGAGUUAUCUGUUGUUCUGUUGCAUCUGAACUGGCACCAUUUGGUUCAGUAAUCUUCAAAAGAAUGUGAGGGUGUAACUAUCCCUAUCCGUCAUCACAACUUAGAUUGUAUAGGCAGGUGCUCUCAUAUACUUGUGUUUCAGUCUAAUGUAACUCGGUCUCUAAUUUGUUUUUAAUGCUUGUUUUCCAGGAGCAGUGAGAACAAUUGUCCAAUUGAUGAAAACUUUCAUUUUUAAUUUUUAUCCCACUUGGAAUCAUUGCAGAAGACAGACCUUAAUUUGUAACUGGUUUCUAGAUUUUCAGAAAUUUUGAAGAAGACUUUCUGUUUGUAAAACACUAGUCAUAUAGUUUAAAUCUAUACUGAACUUUGCUAAGAAUCAAGAUUAUAUAAUAUACUAAAGAUAUAAACUUGCUGGGAAUUGUUUUAUUUUGUUUUUUGGGUUUUUUUUUUUUUGGUUUUUUUUUUGGGCGGGGGGUUGUUUUGUUUUUGUGUUUUUUUUUUUUUUUCACUUUUUGUGUUUCCUACCCUUGAAAAAAGUGUUAACAUGAAUUCUUUUUGGAACCGACAAAUUUAAAUAUAUAUAUAUAUAUAAAUAUAAAUAUCUAUUCCUUCACUGUGUAGCCUCUGCCCCCUGUGGUGCUGAUAUUGAAACAUAUUUGUCUCAUAUUUUUUUUUUUUUUUUUAAAUUAAAUGCAUUUUCUUGGACAAUACAAUUUUGAAGGUCUUAUCUCAAACAUUUAAAAACAAAACAAAAAAGGAGAAAAAAAUGUGUACACAGGUCCUAAAUUUUUUUAAAUGUGUAUUUAAAUAUUCUUAACUGUAAAUUCAUUAAAUGUUUUACGUCUAAUUUUCUGAUAUUAUGACUGUAUUUGAUUUUAUUGCAUAUUUUUUUUAAAGAGCAUUAAUAAUCCGUGUUACCUGGUUUUGAAUUGUCAUUCUGAAUACCGAAUAUUUGAAUCUGUUUCUUGAGACAAGUAUUGUGUGUGGGGAAAUUAGGGGAGGGGGGAGCAGGGUCAUAUUUUGUAGGAUUUGUAUAAUACCUAGGGUUUUGAAGGGUUAAUAUAAAAAGAUUGUUAACCCUAUUCCUGUCAGAUUGAACUGUGAUUCAUUGCAGAGCAAUGGCAAGGCUUUCUGGCAGGGCAGGGGUACAUUUUAUAAAGCAAUGUUUAUCAGUUAUGUUGCCUCUGUAUAUUGGACAUCAAGCUAUAACAUGAAAUGACCUUUUUUUUCUGCUGUCAAAAAUAUAAAUACUAUUAUUUUUAAUAUGAAUAAAUCAACUGUUAGAAUCUCUAAUGCAAAACACUGUGGAACCUUUAACAGUAUGGAAAAGUUUAAAGAAUCGUAAUAACUAUUUUUAACUCCAGGGUUCAUGAAUUUUUUGGGGGUAUUGUUUUUUUUUUUUUUUUUUUAGUGUUUUCUUAUCUAAUUGUCGAAUUUACCAUAGAAAAUAUAAAUAGUAUUAACCACAGUAUGUGCUAAAAAAUACUUUUUGAUUUAAUAAAAGGGAUAUGAUUUUGAAUGUUGUAGUUUUUUUUUCUUGUACAGAUGACUGUAUUUUUGUGAGCGAAAAUGGAAUUCAUGCUAAUUUUUUGUGUGCAUUUAAAAUUAAUCUAUGGGAACAUUCCUUUGAUUUUGGUUUUUUUUUGUUUUGCUUUUUUGCAUUUUGUUUUUUUUGUUUGGGGGGGUGGGAGGGGCUUUACUUUUUCCUUUUAUGCCUAAAAUGUUUAACUAAAAGAAAAAUCAUGAUUGGAUGUUACAGAGAGAUGUCUUAUUCAUCUGACAAUUGCAUUUUACACUCUAUAUAAUAAAAAUGCCCCAAGGCUGCUUGUGGGUGAAAAUGUUAUAUAGUC
This is a messenger RNA of Pelobates cultripes (western spadefoot toad), 49684 nucleotides long. The record is from the annotation of a GenBank genome assembly. Lineage: Eukaryota; Metazoa; Chordata; Amphibia; Anura; Pelobatidae.